Molecule: messenger RNA, 59463 nt
Organism: Pelobates cultripes (western spadefoot toad)
Lineage: Eukaryota; Metazoa; Chordata; Amphibia; Anura; Pelobatidae
Source: the annotation of a GenBank genome assembly
AAAUGAUGUAACGGAGCUCCCCGACUGAGUACCCUCCAUUGAUGGACGCUUCCUAGCUUGCACCAAGGACCACAAGCACCGCAGAGGACACCACAUCCACCGCAGACUCCACAACCGCUGUAGCUUGACUGGAGUCUCGCCAUCUUCCUUCCACCCUGGAUCAGCUUCUGUCCUCCAGGACCGUGUGGGAAAGACCUCUUCCUUCCACCCUGUAUGAACCUCCAGCAUCCAGGACUGUGCAGAGAGCAUGUCAGGAACAAGCUCAGGGGAGCAUGCAGAGCAUAGCAAUCCCCAGUGUGAUUAUAACAGGUCCCUCCAAUAACGAGACAAUUCUACAUUUAGAGGGAUCAAGAAGAACUGUCUAAACCUUUAUUUUACUUGGGACUAGCCCAUAUGGUCAUUACAUUAACAAUGCUGUGAAAACUCAAUAAAAUUACAAACAGCCAAAUCAUAGCAGGCAACAUACAGUGACUUAUUAUAACACAAUGGCAUAUUUUUAAAGAGGUGGGGGAGACAAUAUUUAACAGAAAGUAUCUCAUGUGCCUGCAGAAUUAGCAAUAUGCAAAUCUACCCGAAUAUGCAAAUGAACCAGUCUUGCUAUUCAGGUAGUGCAUAUUGCUGUUGCUACCAACAGAGGUCACUAGACAAGCUCCAUAGCCAAAUCCACCUAGUUGGUAGCAAACCUCAGCAGUACAUGAGAGCAGGCAAUACAUUUCACAGUACACACACACACUACAAACAAUUACAUUACACACACCCUGCACCUAUAAUGGGUACAGGAUGACUAAAACAUAAGAGAAAUAAAGCAACCUACAUAAAUAGUCUGUCUGAAGGUAGACUAGGGGCUUUAAAGCCAGAUACAUGAAAGAGUCAUAGUCACAGGGGAGGAGGUUGGCAAGUAGGCCUCUCCAGGACCAAGUGGCGAAGGGCACUUUGUCACAAAUGAUAAUUUUUUUUUUUUUUUUUUAAAGACCCUUACUAUUACAGUUCCCUCAUUUUGUGCAAAUCUGCACAUAUUAUUUUAUCAGCCUUGAGCAUUGGCCAAUCCAGGAAAAAGCUUGGCCAAUCAGGAGCUUAUAAUUCUGAUCUAUGGUGUUUGAACUGUGUAAAUUGUUGAAUCCAGCACUGCAUAGUUUAAAACACAGGGUGAAGAUAAGCAGAAAUAGAGUUCUCUGUGCCCAGCUAUUGCUCUGCUCAGAACUGGGGUUUCCAGGAUCUGUAGUCCAGGAAUCAAUUUUCUGUGUAUGAAAGCUGUUAGCUGGACUACAACUCGCUGUAAGAUUUAAUCUACUCCCCGAUGGUUCCCUAGCUUUGUCAGGCUGUCAGGUUAGCAGUGGGGGUUUAUGGCAGAUCAAGCAAAGUAAAGUUUCUACAAGGCUUGGAAAGAUUAGAUCUUAUCCUUUCAGGUAUAUUUAGAUCAUUUGAUUCCUUUUAGAUUGUAAACUUGUUUAGGCAGGGCUCUCCUCACCUACAGUUCCUGAACUAACACUAAAAUGUAAUUAACCACGUUUUUUUUUUGUUUGCAGGUAUUAGAGAAAAAUGCCAAUCCACAGAUGACUUUAUUGACUUAUCUACGCAGAAUAUGUAUCCAUUUUAAUAUCAAUUGUGCAUUGUAAAAUAUGGAUUUAAUUCACAAGUGAAUUUAAAGUGAUACUCGAAGUUUGGUGUACAGAUCAUGCCCCUGCUAUCUCACUGCUCAGUUCUUUAAGGUAAAUCAAUCCGUUUAUACAGCCCUAGUCACACUUCUCUGCACCUGACUUACACAGCCUUCCCAAACACUUCCUGUAUAGUGAGAUCUAAUGUUUAGAAGAACAUUAUAGUGCCAGGAAUACAAAUAUGUAUUCCUGACACUAUAGUGUUAACAAACAUUUAAGGUGGCCAGCCCCCCCUUAUUCCUCUUAAAAAAAGGGUGAAAGUUCAAGUUUAUUCCUGCGCCGCUGGUGUCCACUGCAACUGGCUCUCCCUCAUCGGCCCACCGGCAGAGUUCUAUCUUGCAGCUCUUCCAGGUUCCUCUCGCGAGAUCCGGCAAUGCCCCCGAUUUCGCAAGAGUGAACUCUAGCCCCACAGGCUAGAGUUCACUCACCACUAGCACCACCAGGGAUGGCAGCACGGUCCUCCCGUCCCAGGCUAAAGGUAAGAAGGGAGGGGGAGAUAUAAUUCCUCACACACAUCACUCUCACACACAUCACUCUCACACACAGCACCCUCACACACAUCUCCCUCAUACACAUACAGCUCCCUCUCACAUACACACACACACACAUUACACACACACACACACACACACACACACACAGAUUACCCUUACACACACACACACACACACACUUCACCCCUCACACUCACAGCACACUCACACACACAUUACACACACACCACCCUCACAUACACAUCCCCCUCACACACACAUUUCACCCCUCACACUAAUAGCAUCCAUCACACACACACACUUUACCACCCCCACACACACACUGCACCCCUCACAUACACACUACACCCCUCACACACACUUACUGCACCCUUCACACACCCAUAUUUCCAAACAUAUAUAUAUAUAUAUAUAUAUAUAUAUACUACAGCACCCCUCACACAAACAUGACACCUCUCACACACAUACUGCAUCCCCUAUACACACAAUCUCUACAGCCCCUAGCCACACAUGCAUUUCAUUACACCACAAGCACAACACGACUAAAACCGACCUUAUUACACAAUCCUACACCACAAUCAGCUCACUUUACAUUCACGCAAUCCCACAAGCAGGCUCCAAACACAUGCACAAUACUCUUUCCUGGCCCUUUUGUCUCCUGGUAUCCCAUUUAUAGAGACACCAGAGACAAGUUACAAGGAAAGUGCAAGCAAGUUAUUAAAUUUGCUUGCACUGGGCAGAACAAAUACAGGGCUUUUUUUCUCAUGCUAGAGCUCUUCACUAGAGCUCUGUGCAUGGUCUGCCCUGGAAGAGCAUUGAACCAACAUGCUCACUUUGAGAAGGGGCGUGCUUGUCAUUGGUGAUGACAAAACACACCCUCUCUGCCUUGCCCCCUUCUUAGUGGGCCGCUGUGAUAAAAAUGUUUUUUCCCAGUCCGGUCCUGUUCAGCGCCUUCAUGCAGAAUGGGAAGACACUGAACGUCAAUGCUGCACGCUGAACAGCACUGCAUUUAUCACCUAAACCUCAGGGGAAUAGCUUAUCGUUGGAAACAAAUUAUGUGUCCUACUUUCUCACAAUUAAAAAACAAAAUAGAUCAUUAAUAUAUGUAAGAAAAAAAUGACAUGGCCAUUACAAUACAGGAAUUAUUAUUUUUUUUUUUUAUGUGAACAGAUAUUCGCAAGUGGAGAGAGGAAUGAUGUUCCAUGACCAGGGGUCAGGCUCCUGGUGGGUGGAAGGGGGGUAUAACCCACACAUAAAGAGUUCCAAUUGGCAGAUAUGGCCUGAGGCAGUGAUGGCGAACAAGCCACAUCAGAAAAUAACCACCAUGUAUGCCGAAAACCUUGUGUCACCCAUUGUAUGACUGAGAUGUACUAUGCACAAAUGUGUUGCCACAUUAAACCAGUUUUUUUUCUGUUCCCUUACUACAGCCCUUGAAAAAUGUAUACAACUGCAAUUUUGUGUUAUGUGCUUAGAUAAAACAAAAAAACGUCAAUUAUGAAACAAAAAAGUGAUUUAACUCCUAAAUGUCAAAGAAUUGAGCAGUAAGGUCGUGGGGUAUAAUCUAGCUUUAAAUUAAUUAAUAAAACCACACUCCUGCAGUAAUGAAAUACUGGGCACUGAAGCACACACAUACAUAUAUACUUUAAACCUACAGUUUCUUUCAAACAUAUUGCAAUCCCUACCAUAAGAAUUCAUCUAUAUUGUCAUUUAUCAUAUAUCAGUAAAUUACAAAAUGGAGCAUUGCAAUGUCAUUGUGUAUUACGUAGUAUUUAACACAGUGAAAUCAAACUUCGAGAUCCGUUACAUGAUAGAUCAUUCUCAUGUCGGAACUUUUAUUUUUGAGAAAAAAUAGUACAAGCACUAUAAUCACAGCAUCUCACUUAAGUGGUGAUGGUGCAAAGGGCCUUUCGGUGCUGCCCCCCCAUUAUCUUUUACAUGUUUCCAGUAGUUUGACAAAUAGAUCAGUACCUAAUACCUAGAAUUUCACUACUGCACAAAAACAUGUCAUGUACAGCAAUAAUAUGCUGAGAGAAAUGGCUGCAGGUUGGCAGACAAUCAUUGCUGUCCAAGGGGGUUGGACCUUAAGUGCUGGGAGAGUGUGUGUCAGUAUAGUCUACAAAAUAUAUGGAGACCAAGCUGAACCUAUAACAAAAUAGAACAUAACAUAGUGUAUUACAGCAAAUAAACAACAGUAAGCGUCAGUUGCGGCUCUAGACUUUUUGAGGCCUUAGGCAAAACUCAAACAUGAGGCCCCCACUAACACCCAAAGAGACAAAAUAAACGGGGGUUGCAUUGUUUGUCUAAGGUGCUGUGGUUAUAUUGAAUGAUGGGCUUGCAGCGCUGGAUACAGAGAGCUAGUCUCUGUAUUCAUUGUUCAGAGGCUUGCAGUGUCGCGGCUCCCUGUGCCGCUAUGAUUUGAGCUCUCUGACUAAAGUUAUGACAUCAUUUGCACACUAAAUUUGAAAUAAAUUGAUGUAAUUAGCAAUUAUGCUAAUCGUUUAUACACGACUGCAGGGUAUGGUUACAUGUAUACGUUGUGUCGUGAGUGCCGAUGUGUAUAUUUCUCAGUGUGUCUGGCAUUGUCUACCUGUGCAUGUGCCUGAAAGUAUGUGUGUGACAGAGAGCAUCCUAGUGUGUGAAUUUACGUCUUUGUGAGCAUGUGUCUGGGACUGUAUAUGUGUGUGGGGUAGCUGCUUGUGGUGUGUUGUAGUUAUGGGGGCUGCCUGUGGCCUUUGUAUAUUGUGUUAUGGCAAAUCUACGUUUCAUGACUGUGCAUCUAUGAUGAAUGACUUCAGUUAGUGGCUGUGACUGGGUUAGUAAAGGGGUAACUAUGGCAGGGUGAGUGUGACAGAGUGAGGGGAGUAAAUGAGACUUGGAAGAUUGGAGAAGGAUUUGAGGAGGUUAAUGUGACAGGGUGUGUGUGGCAUAGUUAAGGGAUGUAUCACAGGGUUGGGGUGAAUGUGCCAAGUUUGGAGAAGGGAGUGUGACAGAUCGAGGGGAGGCAAGUGUGGCAUGUUUGGGGGGAGGAAGAGUGUGAAAGUGUUUGGGGUGAGUGUGGAGGACAGGAUUGGAUGGGGUUUAUGUGGUAAGAUGAGUGUGGCUGUGACUGGGUUGUUAGGGGCUGACAGGAUAGGGGGCUGUGACAGGUUUGGAUGGGCUGUGACAGGUAUAGGGGGACUGUAACAGGGUAGGGAGGCCAUGACAAGGUGGUGGGGGCUGUGACAAGGUGAUGGAGGCUGUGACAAAGUGGUGGGGGGCUGUGACAAGGUGGUGGGGAUCUGUGACAGCGUUGAGAGGGGCUGUGGCAGGGUAGAGGGAGGCUGUGGCAGGGUUAGGGGGGAGCUGUGAUUGGGCAAGGGGGCUGUGACAGGGUUAUAUGGGCUGUGACAAGGUUUUGGGGGGCUGAAACAAGUUGGAGGGGGCUGUGACAGGGUUGGGGGGCUGUUACAAGGUGGGGGGGCUGGCUCUCUCCCUGGUGUCCGGUGGGCUGGCUCUCUCCAUGGUGGUCCAGUGGGGUGGAUCUCUCCAUGGUGGUCCGGUGGGCUUCCUUUCUAGUCUGCAGCUCUGCCGGGAGUGAGCUGCAGACCACGUGGUAAGUCUUGCGAUCUCCAGUCAGAGCGUUGCUGUGGAAACCCGUGGCAACGUUCUGAAUUGCUGGAGAUUGCGAAACACCUCAGUCUGCAGCUCACUCCCCGCAGAGCUGCAGACUGGAGGCUGGCUCUCCAUCAGGGCAGGCUGUGUGGAGGGGACUUGCAGUCAGCGACAUACAGGGCAAACCGUCAGGCCCUCAGUCGUAGACCGAAGACCCGACAUGUGAGCCUGUCCUAAGGCAAUUUAGGCAGCCCCAACCAGCGCAAGGCCUUAGGCGGCCGCCUAAAUCGCCUAAUUAGAGAGCCGCCUCUGGUAAGUGCAUGAUGUAGUUGAACUCACAGGAUUGAGGUAUUUCAGUGCAUCAAGGUUGCCUCCCCUGAAAUUGUGGGGGCUAAUAUCCCCUCCAAAUCCACCUUAUCCGAAUCCACCUUAUCUUUUGCAGCAACGGCAUAGUGUAAAAAACAGGAAUUACAACGGGGUAGAAAGUGGAAAUCUGACUUUAUUUUAAAACUAUAUAAAAAAUAGGUCUUACGUAUUUCCUUCCAAUUCAGGAUUUCCUCUGGGACCAAUAUUAAGAAUAGAAUAAAACAAACAGCCACAUUGUUCAGAAACAUUGCUUAAAUUUGCACUUUUACCGCAUUUCAUUCGCAGUACAGAGUUUUUUUAUACAUGCGUUUAUGCUUUUGGGAGGAGAUCCCAAAUAUUGUUUGGGGGUGUGUGAUGACGACAGUUCUCAAGUUAUGUAGCUUCUCCAGAUAUAUAACAUUGUGUUUUUAUUGUUUGUGAAUGAAAGCCUUGGGGUGUGUUCGAUAAACUCUGCAUUGUAGCAAACAAAAUCCAGAUUGAAAAAAAGCCUAAAAUUUCAGGUCAGAAAACAUUCUUUCACGUACCCAUAGUCCCAGCCUGGGUAUUUUUGCUAUAAUUUGCUGUUUGGAUUUCUCUACAAUUCAGAAUUUAGAAAAUAUCCCUGUGAGUUGAUAUGAGAGUAAAAAGUCCAAAAGUACAUUAGGAUCAGAGUUGGGGAAAGAAAAAUAAAAUCUGAUUCUGUUGAGUCGGAUAGGGAUUUUCACUAGAGUGUGAACUGAAGAGAAUUCAAAUGGAAUUUCAUAUUUUAGGUAAAACUUAAAAAAUGUUGCUAAGUCAGUUUGGCUGUUAAAAAAAUUUACUUUGAAAUCGCAGCUAUUCACACUUACGUGAGUAACCCUGAGAGACUUUUCCCCAACUAUUUUGGCCUACACUUUGUCCAAUCAGUGUAUACUCACCCCAACUCGCUGUAACUCUGUUUACCUCCUUAACUGUCCAUCAGUAAGGUUACCUGGAACCAAACUCGGCUGUGGGGAAGGAGGAUGUGGAGCUUGUACUGUAAUGGUCUCGAGAUACAAUCGAUUCAAAGGGAAGAUUGAGUAUCCUUUUGAUCACAUGGCUUCUAGAAUUCCUGGACCCCAGGGGAAGUAUGGAUCAAAUGCAUUAACAACCCAUGUGUUCCUGGUAAUGUAACUAUGCAUUUAUUGAGAUAUCUCAAAGAAGUUUUAGACCCCCUGAGGAAAUAAAAGUGGGCAUAAUUUAAAUACUAAUUAAUGGUGAAAAUGCUUGGCUGGAAAAAAACAAACUGCCAGAGGGAUGUGAAUCAUUAUCCUGCCAUUAUUAAAGAGAACACCCAACAUACCUGUAAAAAAAAUAUAGAUAAAACUAAAUGAAAUAGGUUGCAGCCUAUAUAUUUAAACUGAUCAGCCACAAUAUUAAAAACACCUGCCUAGUGUUGUGUAGGUCCUCUAUCUGACUGUAGUACCUAUACUAAAAAAACCAUCCCUCGACCCGUCCACCCCCUCUAACUACCGUCCCAUAUCCCUGCUCCCUUUUUCCUCAAAGCUUCUGGAAAGACUUGUCUUUACCUGUGUGUCUCAUUUCCUCAAUUCCAACUCUCUCCUUGACCCCCUUCAAUCUGGCUUCCGCCCUCUCCACUCUACAGAGACUGCCCUUAUCAAAGUUACUAACGACCUAAUCGCAGCUAAAUCCAAAGGCCACUACUGCCAUUAUUAUUGCCUAUAAAGUACUGAACAACUCUAGCCCCUCUUAUAUCUCCUCACAGAUCCAUAGGUAUGUCCCUUCUCGGUCUCUCCGCUCUUCCCGUGACCACCUCCUGUCCUAAUGUGUUUUACACCCCACCUCCUACAGAAUGUAAGCUCGAUUGAGCAGGGUCCUCUUCAACCUAUUGUUCCUGUAAGUUUAUUUGUAAUUGUCCUAUUUAUAGUUAAAUCCCCUCUCAUAAUAUUGUAAAGCGCUACGGAAUCUGUUGGCGCUAUAUAAAUGGCAAUAAUGAUAAUAAUAAUAAUCUGCUGCCAAAAGAGUUCUGAUGUAUCAAGACCUCUGAAUGUGUCCUGUGGUAUCUGGCACCAAGACAUUAGCAGCAGAUCAUUGAAGUCCUGCAAGUUGCGAGGUGGGGCCUCCAUGGAUCGUAUUUGUUGUUCAUGCAGAUCUUACAGAUGCUCAAUUGGAAUGAGAUCUGGGGAAUUUGAAGGCCAAGGUAACACCUUGAAUUCUUUGUCUUGCUCCUCAAUCCAUUCCUGAACAUGUUUCUGCAGUGUGUCAGGAUGCGUUAUCCUACUGAAAAAGGCCACUGCCAUCAGGGAACCCCAUUGCCAUUAAGGCGUGUGCGUGAUCUGCAACAAUCUCUAGGUAGGUGGUACGUGUCAAAUUAACAUCCUCAUGAAUGCUAGGACCCAGGGUGUUCCCAGCUGAACAUUGCCCAGAGCAUAACACUGCCUCCGUCGACCUGCUUUCUUCCCAUUAUAAAUCCUGCUGCCAUUUCUUCCCCGGGUAAACGAUGCUCACGUACCCAGCCAUCGACUUGAUCUAAAAGAAAACGUGAUUUAUCAGAUCAAGCAACCUUCUUUCAUUGUUCCAAAGUCCAGAGCUGAUGCUCACGUCAUCAUUGAAGGUGCUUUUGGUGGUGGACAGGAAUCAUCAUGGCCACUCUGACUGGUCUGCAGCUACGCAGCCCCAUACACAACAAACUGCGAUGGACUAUGUGUUUUGACACCUUUUUGUGAUGGCCAGUGCCUCAAUGAGCCUUGUACCACUUUUGGUAGGUUCUAUCCACUGCAUACCGAGAACACCCCACAAGACUUGCCGUUUUGGAGAUGCUGUGACCCAAUUGUCCAGCCAUCACUAUUUGGCUCUAGUCAAAGCCACUUGCCCACUUUUCACUUGCCCAUUUUUCCUGCUUUCAGCACAUGAAAUUCAAGAACUGACUGUUCACUUGUUGCCUAAUAUAUCCUACUUCACCUGUGAGUGGUUUUAAUGUUGUGGCUGAUCAAUGUAUGUUUAAAUAAGUGUGGGCCGCAGAUAUAGUUUUUCCAUCCAGAGAUUUGUAGGCUUAUCCCCACCAUACUAUAUCAUAUCUGAAUUAUUUUUGUUUGGUGCACUACUUGCAGAAUAUAUUUUUAUGUAUUUAAAUUCUUUAUUUUUGACAUGACAAAUCAGGUGUUACAUCGACAUUAUUCGGCUUAUACAGGUGCCGAGAUUUCGCAGGGACAUACAUUUUGUAUUACAUACAGGUAACUCUGUUAUAUUGUGGUGUUCAUUUAAAAAUGGUAUUAUUACGUAUAGAAGCGUUAUACUCUGUCGGUGCUCGCCCUCCGCCAAGGUUUUAUCGGUAUCGGUAACAAUAACAUUCGAUACCGUUCCCCGCCGGGACGGCGAGGCCAGUACCCAAUGGUGCAGAACUUUCCGAAUUAGGUGGUGUACCACUUUAUCUGUUCAUAUUUUGCAAUUUGUUUUUACUGGAGCCGGUGCCCAUUGGGCCAGCACUAUUAAUUAGCCUCUGGGGUCUGGCGUGGUGCUUGGUCUUACCGCCAGUGUCUUUCCCCACUGGGAGCUUUGGCUUUCUCUUACUCGGCUCACCGUUGUGCGUUAUAUAGGCUGGCCAUAGUCGGGUCUAUGGUCCUUGGCCCGUGUAGGUGUAUAUUGCUGUCUAGCUGAUUUUUAUGUAUUUAAAUGCAUUUAAAUCUACUGCAACAGAGAUUGGGAUUUGAUAGAUCAGUGACAGAGCUAGUGGUAUUCAGUCAGGUGUUUAAUCAGUAUUCUUGGGUUUUACCAUAUACCAGUAAGGACUGAGGCAAGAUGACAACUACCUAGUUACUGCUGACAGAUCAGAUGGUUCUACAAAAGACAAGACAAGCAUUGCAACAUGUACCCCCAGCACUUAGAGCAUAUAACAGAAUGCUAAUGAUAUGCCUCAUGUAGCUAGACUGAGAACAAAAAGGUUCAGACACUUGAAAGCUCAGCAAGGUACAUUUAUUAGAAUAACGUUUUCCAGAAACGUUUUGACCUUACACUGGGUCUUUGACUAGCUGUGCUAACUGCAAACUUUGUAAUAUUUCUAAGCGCCUUUAACCAAUCAUCAUUCAGACAUUAUUCGGUUAACGCGUGCUUGGCACCGGUAUGUUCUUUGCACCAUGCCGCCGUGACAACGGUCGAAGGUAUUGGGAGCACAAAGACAAGACUUCACCCUGUGCAGGUAAGUGAAAGUUAAUUACUCUAUAUGUAAGUUACAGUAAUCUGUGCAAAUGUAUAUAUUGAAUCAGAUCCGUAUUUACUACAGGAUUGCAUUAAAUUGAAAGAAAACGUAUUAUUUGGACUGUGCCAGUAUCAUAUACAUAAACAGCGAAACAGCUUUAAUUGACUUACCUUUGUAAUCCUACCAAAGUGACAGAGCCCCUUUAAAUGCCAUUUCUUAUAUUAAUGAAAUAUUAAUAUACAGGGUUAUUCACUAGUUAACAUUUUUAGAAAUUCAAAAUUAAUUCAAAGGCCAAAAUAGCGGAAUUAGAAAAAAAUCAAAAUCAAUUCUGUUUUCAUUUUGAAUAUUUUGGCCUUAAAUUUCCUUAGAAUUCCAAAAAAUUUGCACUUUAAAGCCUGUAAUUGUUAAUAGCAUAUUGCUCUCAGAAGCAGGAUUGGCUGAGAAGGAUAAAAUGUAUUGUAUUGUAUUGGAUCUACUUAGGAAAUGGAUAAUAGUGAGUGCUCCAGAUUGCUUCCUAAAGUGUUUUAGCCUGAGCACCGAAACCACAAGAAACACUCAAAACACCAUAACCACUACAGCUUAAACCUGGGACACUCCAAGAACGGAAUAGGUCUGUGUUUAAUGUAAAAACCAAAGAAAAAAGUUACUUGCGCUCUUUCCACAUCCCUAUGUAUUUUUAAACAAACUGAGGUUUUUAGUUACCUCCAAUGGCCAUGAGAGGGUAUGCCCACCUGCCACAUCAUGACAGACCUCUUAGGCGGGUUCUAACUCUAACCAUUCGCCUUCCUUCCUUGAGCUUCUGGCAUAAAUAUUUCUAAUGAGACAGAAAGGGGUAUUUUUUUAUAUACACCCCUACAUGCUUAUUACCCCCUAAUAGGGAACACAUGGGAUCGGCAGCAGCAUUGCAACCUAGUGUGUGAUACAAAAGUGAAUACAAAUACAAAGAAACUAGUCCUGUUUAAUGUGUCUCUGCAUGUGUCUAUCCUGCAGCAAGUCACUGAGCCUGUCCCUGUAACUUAUUCAACCCAAAACGUGUACUCCUUUUCAAAGAAUUGUUGUUGAACACACCUGUAGGCUGUCACGUUAAUUAGGUAUUUUCCUUCAGUAAACAAGACGCUCUGUCCGCAUUCAUCUAUUCUACUGGGAAAUGCUGAAUAUUUAGAAACAUAGAAACAUAGAAUGUGACGGCAGAUAAGAACCAUUCGGCCCAUCUAGUCUGCCCAAUUUUCUAAAUACUUUCAUUAGUCCCUAGCCUUAUCCUAUAGUUAGGAUAGCCUUAUGCCUAUUCCACGCAUGCUUAAACUCCUUUACUGUGUUAACCUCUACUACUUCAACUUGAAGGCUAUUCCAUGCAUCCACUACCCUCUCAGUAAAGUAAUACUUCCUGAUAAUAUUUUUAAACCUUUUAUUAUUUGCAAUAAUAAGAUACAGAAAUAUGUUUUGUAUUAUUUGGGUAUGAAAAUGAGAGUCAAAGGGUCAGCGUCAUGGCAAAAACUGUGCAUCUAGUAUCGUACCAAAAUAAUCAGCAUAAUAACUUGUAUAAGUUGGUAUCACAAUACCUUUCAACCUUUGGACUACAAAUUCAGGGGCCCUCUACAUGCCCAGAGGUAGCUCUGUUCGGUCAAGUUUAUACCCCUGCUGUAUGAGAUGCACAAUUUAACUUUUGGUGCCAGAAUAGUACCUUUAACGGCUGAUGAAUACGAUAGCGAUUGCUGCCGUCCAAGAUUAGUGGGAGUUUGAGUGCAGGGAUUAGUUUUGUGUGUUUAUAUAAUGCUUUCUGCUUCCAUGAUUGCAGGAGCGUAUUGCGAAAAGCCAUGGCUCCCAAUGCGGGUUUUGCACGCCUGGGAUUGUGAUGUCGAUGUACUGCUUGCUCCGAAACAAUAACCAGCCAAGAAUUGGCGAGAUUGAAGCUGCAUUUCAAGGUAUUGCAUCAAUCUCUGGGAUCCAUUGGGCCACAUGCAAUGGUGUAUUCUGGUUUUGUGCUGCCCUAGGCAGGACAAAACUCAGGCGCCCCCUCCCCCCCCGUGCCACCCCCGCCCAACCUUCUAAAUACACACACACAUUCACUGACAGAUACGCAUACACUAGCUAACAGAAACACACACACACCCUAACAGACACACUCACACUCACUAACAGACACACUCACUAACAGACACACACACACACUAACAGACACACACUCACUAACACACACUCACUCACUAACAGACACACACACACACACACACACACACACAUACUGACACAUACACUAACAGACACACUCACUCAUUGACACACAGACACACACACAGCGAACACACACUAACAGACACAAACUCACACACUAACAGACACACUCACACUCACUAACAGACACACUCACUAACAUACACACUCACAGACACACACUCACUCACUAACAGAUACACACACACACAUACUGACACACACACACUCACUCACUAACAGACACACUCACUCAUUGACAGACACACACACACAGCGAACACACACUAACAGACACAAACUCACACACUAACAGACACACACACACACAGACACACACACACUAACAGACACACACACACACACUCACUAACAGACACACACACACAGCGAACACACACUAACAGACACAAACUCAAACACUAACAGACACACACACUAACAUACACACACUCACACACUAACAGACAUAUACACACACUCACUCACAUUAACAUAUUUUUUUUAUUUAUUUAACCCCCCCCCAGCCUCCUUACCUUUGGGAAUGCUGGGGAUGGGGGGUUGUCUUUCUCCCUGGGGUCCAGUGGCUGCUGGGCUGGGCGGGCGGCUGGCGAGGGAGCACUUCCUCUGAGCUGUCUGCUCAGCCCCCUCGUGCGCCGCAGAGUGAGGCUGGGAGCCGGAAUAUGACGUCAUAUUCCGGCUCCCAGCCUCACUCUGCGGCGCGCGAGGGAGCUGAGCAGACAGCUCAGAGGAAGUGCUCCCUCGCCAGCCACGUGCCCGCCUGGCAUGUUAGUUAGCCGCAAGGCUAACAAGGCAUUUGCCCUGGACAUUUGGGGGGCCGCUUUUUUUGCCGCCCCCUGGAAAAUGCCGCCCAAGGCAAAUGCCUUGUUUGCCUCGCAGCUAAAACGCCCCUGGUGGUACUGUUUUAUUGUUGUGCCAUACAAGCUGUUGCCCUUCUUCAGUAUUUGAUCAAGAUCAUCCUUCCUCACAUCAUCAAGCUCACUGUGGUAUGCCAAAAAUGUCAGAGCCAUGCAUGUACACUCUUUGUUCCUUAACCUUCCAUAGCCAUGAUGACCCUGAUGAAAUGAUGCCUGCACAGAUAUCUCACUUGGUACACAUGGUUCUAGCAUGCCAUGGUUUUCAGAAAUGCCCAUCACACUGUCACUGUGCUCUUGAACUUGACACUGAGUUGAACAUGUUAAUGAAACCACAGGUUCACUAUGUACCUCCUGGGCACAUUCACUGUCACAAACCUCCAUUUCCACUAUGCUGCUGUGGGACUCCGGAUCCCGAAAGCGUAGGUCUGAAAGGUCCAGUUUAGUCCAGCGUAUCUUUGCAGCUUUAGAUCUCUUUCCUUUAGAUGGCAUGAUGAUAUUCACACAGCUAACGAUUAAUAAAACGCUGACUAGUGUAAAAAAGUAAAUUUAAACUUAUACCCCAAAGUCUGAAGUGGUCUAGGAUGGAUAAGUACAGUAAAUCUCUAAUUUCUUUUCAUAAAUGUAGCUAGUUGGAACACCUCAAAUACUCUCUACUGUAUUAAACUUAUUUCCAAACCUUUAACCAAAAGCCGGCCAAACAGUCACAAAUUCAAAAUUAGAUUUCAAAGAGGGCAGAGAAGAGCUUUCAAAUCUUUAAAAUCCCUCGAACAUUCCACCAACUGCCAACAGGAACUAAUAGAUUCCAAAUAGGGCAGAGAAGAGCGGUUAAAAACAAACUGCUCCAAAUUGCUCACUUCACUGGCGGUUGCCAUCUUCAAACGGUCGUAUUUAAAAAACUAUAAAUCCUACAGCGAAGAGCUUUAUAUUGUGAGUAUCACAAGACCCAUACCUACAUUUUUAUGCAUAGUAUGUCUCUGAAUUAUUACAAAUGAAGGCACAGUAGCAGUUUAGAAAUUGCCCUUCAAAUUUGAGCUUUGCAGAGUGAAGUUUCAAUGAAUGUCAAUGGAAGGCGUGAGUUGCAAACAAAUGGUCAUAUUGUGAAAACUAUCAGGACUAUGGCUUAGCCGUGGACAUGUUUAGUGGUAGCAGGGAUAGCCGAAUGUUUUGAUAUAAGAUUUGUGUAAGUGGGCUUGAAAAUGAGGGAGUGGUGGCAGUUUAGAAAUCAUGUCCUGAUUUUACAGCUUUUGCCAGCUCCCACACUAGUUUUGAACAUUCCGCCAUUCAUUCCUAUGGGACCAAUUUCACCACAAGAACUACGAUAUUCCGUGAACCAUUCUGCGAAACGUUCCACAAAGUAAUAGCAAUCCAAUCGGGAACAAUGCGCAUGUUUCGGUAUAUUACUGUCUAUGUAGUGUAAAAACUGUGGGAGGAGUUGGGGUGGUAAAUUUGGCUAUAAUAAGAAUUAUAUAUAUGUGAGAUAACAUUACGUGGUCUUGCUAUGCAAGAACACUUAAUAAUAUAUAUGUGAGAUAAUAGUAAGUGGUCUUGCCAUGCAAGUACGCUUAAUAAAAACAGGCCUGGUCCAACAUAUCAAACCAGUAAGAAUUUUCAGGGGGUGGGGAAUUUAUCUUCACCUUUUGACCCUCUUUGUUUGCAUUCCCCUGUGACGUGAAACAUUCCUCAGUUGUACAGCGCUGUUGGUUAUGUUGGUGCAAUAUACAUAUACCUAAUAAUAAUAAUUAUAAUUGUGCUAUGAGUGAACGUUAUUAAUUUAGCACUCCUCUGAUCUUAAACAGGCAAUCUGUGUCGCUGUACGGGGUACCGACCCAUACUCCAAGGCUUUAAGACUUUUACAAAGGUGAGUUCGUUAGAAAUCUUUGUGAGAUAAACAGGAUUAUCUAUUAAAAUGAGAAUUACCUAGCAUUCAAAGUGAAUUAAAAAUUCUGAAUUCCUGGCAAUUCACACGUUAGUGAAUAACCCAGCUUGGGGAUGAUUUACUUUAAAAUCCGUGACUAGUUGAGUUAAAAGAAAAAAACAACAACAAAAAUAAACUUUUCCAAUAAAAGCUAGAAGGAGCAGAGAAUGAGUUACCCCUCAGCCUAAAUUCCUCUUUACCAUAAACCACUUUAACCCUAUUUGUCUACCCCCUUAACUCUAAUCUCCCCUUAACCAUAAGUCCCUCUACAGCUACCCUCAACUCUAACCCCUAAUCUUACCAGAGCAGCAUACUUGCCAAAGUUUUUUUUUAGAAUGACAUAAUGAUGUUGCAGCCAUUACCAUAAAAAGUGUAUAAACUGACAUUUAGUGAACAUUAAUUGGUAUGAAAAUAGAAUCUUUUCUUCCCCGGGAGAGACCCGUCUUUGUGUAGAUUCAGUAGCGGUUACAACUUGGCUCACCCACAAAUUUCACCAAAAACUAGGAUACUUCACUGCAGUAGCAAUGAGAACAGCCUUCAACCAACCUCAACAACUGCCAAAGCUGAUUUACGAUGGCAUACACUGGCACUGCCCAUACCAACUCUGAGUGACGGCCUAUGUAUACAAAGAGACUACGCAAACCUAGGUUCUGUUUUAAUGUUUGCUUCAGUGAAAGAAAGAAAUAUUAGAAGAUCGGUUUAGUGUUGCUUUCAGUUUUACACUUUCUCAUUUAUUUCUGUUUUAUCUAAAGGAUCAUAGUAAAUAUUUAAUGCAUAGUUGGUAACCAAAUAAUCCUCUGUUAUCAGGGAGGAUGUUGCGGCAAAACUAUGGUGAACGGCUGCUGUAAGAACGGUAAAGAUGACAAUGCGGUAAGAAUGUUAAAGAUCACAAUGCGGUAACGAGUGUUAAAGAUCACAAUGCGGUAACAAAUGUUAAAGAUCAAAAUGCGGUAAUGCAUGUUAAAGAUGACAAUCCGGUAGCGAAUGUUAAAGAUCAAAAUGCGGUAACGAAUGUUAAAGAUCACAAUGCCAUAAAGAAUGUUAAAGAUCAAAAUGCGGUAAUGAAUGUUAAAGAUCACAAUGCGGUAAUGAAUGUUAAAUAUGACAAUGCGGUAACGAAUGUUAAAGAUCACAACACGGUAACAAAUGUUAAAGAUGACAAUGCGGUAACGAAUGUUAAAGAUCACAAUGUGGUAAUGAAUUUUAACGAUUACAAUGCGUUAAGCAAUAUGAAAUCCCUGGGUUCUGUUGAUGUUCUUCUACAAGAGUAUUCUCCUCAUAGGAACAUAAAGUGUGAUGGUGGAUAAAAGCCAUUUUGCCCUGUUGACUGCCCAUUCUCUCUCCAAAAUGACUGGCUUUACUCGUUAUUUAAUUUCCUGCCCAGGACAGCAGUGUCUCUAUGGUUGGCAGAUUUUAAAAAUGCUUAUGAGGGUCAAAAAAAUUAUUGUGUGCCAACAUACAGUAUAUAGAUAUACACACAAAUGGAUACACUCCUCCUAUAUUCCCUCACGUACACACACAUUCUCUCCUAUUAUAAUGAGCAUGCACACACUUCUCAUUUUCACUGUUAUGUAUCACCUGCAUAUCUCAAGUUCUUCUUGGGCUGUGGCAGGGAUAUGCAAUGUAUUAUCAUAUACUGUAACUAAAUCCCCAUUAUUUUUGCCUAGUUGAAGUGUUUUGAAAAACGAUUAAAUUCUGUGAGUUUGUUGUAUCUAGUAUUUUUAUAUACAGAUGAUCCUCACUUACAACUUGGCCGUAAAUCGAAUUGGUCGGUAAGUGAGGAUGUGCUAGAGAGCUGCUCUGUGUUCAGUGGAAUUCCCCCAAACAUAGACCAGUUCAUUAGUGCAGGGGAUCCUUUGAAUCUAUGUUUGGGGAAAAUUUGCUGAACACAGACCAGCUUUCUAAUGUUGGGGAAUCCCUUGAAUCCCCACACUAGAGAUCUGGUUGUAAGUCCGAGCAGUCAUUGUGCAGGUAAGUCGCAAAGUGGGAACAACCUAUAUAUAUAUAUAUAUAUAUAUAUAUAUAUAUAUAUAUAUAAAACUAAUCAUGAAGGAGAGCUCUCACUGGACUUUUAUAUAUCAACAUUUCAGUCUGCAAAGACUUUCAUCAGGAUUGUAUAUAUAUAUACACAUACAUCUUAAAUUCAUAGACAUCUGAAACAAGUCUUUAAAAAGUUCUGCUAUGGGACAUGAACAUUGACAAUUAGUCACCCAUACACAGCCCACUCCCCAGGCACAGGGAUUAUGUGAGAUUACACUUUUGCAUUAUCAAGUACACUCCAUUGGCUAUGGGCAUUGGGGCAGGGUUAGCUCAAAGACCCAUAGCACCAUAACCACUGCAAUGAAUAGUGAAGGUUAUACAGCAGCUUGUGAUGCAAUAAAUAAGAUAUUAUUUAAUAAAAAAAUGGCCAAUCAAAGUAGAGUUUGAACACGGAUUAAAUCUAUAAUUAUGAUUUUUUAUUAUUAUUUAAUUUUGAAAACUUUAAAUGAUAACUGAAUGUUUCUCUGAUAUUAUCAGGUAGGAUGUUGUGGAAAAACGUCAGAGAAUGGUUGCUGUAUGAACGAGAAAGAUGAUCACGAGGUAGGUAACUUUGUUUCCCUUUCAGUCAAAUGAACCAAUUUUAUGUUUUUUUUGGUUGCUUUUCUUUUGAUUAUUACUGAAAUAACAUUAUGGCCAGUGGCUUCCUUGAUUGGAUCUGUUCAAUAAAAGAGAAUUUAAAUCAUAACUGAUAGAAGAGAUGGCUUAUCUAACCGCAUCUUAAGAAGUAACUCCAGUCUUAUGAUUUUAAUUAAAUCCAUAGUUACAAAAGGCGUCAGAGCUCUAUGAUCCAUCUGAUUUCAGACCAUUGGAUCCAACACAAGAAGCAAUAUUUCCUCCGGAAUUAAUGGUAAGCCUUUUAUACUCUUUAUUAUAAUUAUUGAAACUUAUUCCAGACAAACAUGCCGAACGGUGCUGUAUGAUCAGGAGAAAGGAGCAUAACAUCAUCUGGCAAUGAAUGCUUAUCAAAGGAAACAUUGAAUUUCUGGAUUUUCAUUCCCUUAGAAUAAUGAUUCCUGUAUCCGAGGUUUAAUUGAACACUCCAAGCACCAUAAUCACUAAUACACACUGUAGUGGUUGUGGUGCAAGCAGCCAGUAUAAGGAGUCCAUCCAUUUUAGAACAAUUUGACUUCUUACCUGGAGUCCGCUGGAGAAUUUUGGUCUGAACUAAGCUCAGUAUUGCAGAGCUUAGCACAUUGGCUGAGAAUGAUCACCUGACACUGUAGGUCUUGGUUUAAGAGAGCCAACAGAAGCUCUUAAGGAAAGGAGGUCGGAGCGUUGCUCGGAGGACCAUCGAUAAAAUAUCAAACCGCUCUUAAAUAAUUUUACUACUAACAGUCCUGGCACCAAAACCACUGGAGCACUACCCCAAUGUUGGUAGUGCUAAAGGUUCACUCCUUAAUUGGGGUAACACCGGCUACCGCUUCCUGCCUGUCCUCUUAAACUACGGAGAGCUAGAAGCUUCUGUUAGGAGCUUCCACUAGCUCUGUCUGAGCUAAACCCGGCAGUACUGGGCAUGAUCAUUGGCUGUCAGUGUCAGAUGAUUGCUCUCAGACAGACAGCUUUUGCCUCUAUGUAAAGUUGUAGUGGAGGUAGGGAGCAGUUCCCAGUAGACUCCAGGCAAGGAGUCAAUCCUUUCUAAAAUGGUUUACCAUUGGGAGGGCCCAGGGCCCUCCCGGCACAAGAAAUACUACAGCGCGUUAUAGUAGUUAUGGUGGUUGGAUUGUUUUUUUAAGGAAUGGAUUAAAAUGAUAAGUGAUUUUAUAAUGAUAUGUUAUAUACUGGAGGGUGGGGGGAUUAUUUGAUCGAAAUGCUUUUGUUCCAAGUGAUGAUUGCAUUGUUUCUGUGCCUCUCAAAGAUACAAAAAUCGAUGCCACAGAAACAGGUUUAUUUUAAAGGAGAUGGCGUGACCUGGUACCAGCCGUCCAAUCUCAGCGAGCUCUUGGCCCUCAAAUCCAAAUAUCCAGAAGCAAAACUGGUGGUGGGAAACACUGAAGUUGGUGAGUGAGAGCCUAGGCAUGUACAGCACUUCUCAGUAUGGUCUUGUUUUUAACAAAUGUUUAUUGAAUACCAAUCUUAAAUUACAUUUAAUUGUAUUCAACAAACCAAAAUACUUCACCUUUAUUUUAAUUAACAUUUUAAAUUUUUGAAAAGCAUAAAAAUUUUAAAAAAAGUUUAAAAUGCAUAUGAAAGAUUUCCAUUUUCUGUAGUUUUAAUUAAAUGCAUGCAAUUUUAAAUUUUCUUCAUUAUCAACAAAUAAAGAACUAACUUAAACUGGCCCAUUCUAUGUCAAACCAUUUUCAAAUAUUAGAAAAAAAAUGGGCCACUCUUGGGACCUACAACCCAUCCCCUCUUCUGUAACAGAAUAUUUGGGCAGUAUCUGAGAGCACUAGAGUGAAUUGAUCACUGUUUCUUUUUUUUUUUAAAUUGUCACCAAACUACAUAGUGCUGUAUAGACAUCAGAGAUGUCAAAUAAAUAACUAAUGUGAGUAAUAGCCACACUGUAUACAAGAGGAGACUUUGGCAGUGAUGAUGUUUGUUGUAUUUGGGUGAUCACACUAUAGCCAAUGAUCACACUAUAGACAUACUUGGGAAGAAUAAAAGUCUUCUGUCGCAUUUACAAAACAGACUAAACACACUAAAAUGAGCAAUGUCCUUUUUAAAAAAAAAAAAAAUAACCCCUUUUCCAUCACUGUAUUGGGUAGGACUCACAGGGAGACAUUCCACAUUUAUCUCACAUGGUUUAUCUCAUGUUACGGAGAAUUCUAAGGCUGGGAUAACAAGUGGCUGUUGGUUAAAGAAGACAUUUUUGGCUUUAUGAGCCUACAUUUCAUAAAAGGUGGACAUAACUUUGAAAAUGGCUGCCUUAGGUUCCCAGGCUCACUGUUCUAAGUUAUAUAUAUAACCGUUAAACCUUAGAAAACCUUAGCAAAGUUUUACUCAACACAGUCCAAAAGUUAAUACAUUAAUACAUUAAUACAGAUCAAAUGUAACAUUUUUAAAUUUAUACUAAUUACUGUAUUGAUGUCUACAACACAUGCCAUUCUAGAUAGAACACAGACAUAUAUUUUUACAUAUAAUAUGUGUAUCCCAAAUGUCUUUUUCUUACAGGCAUUGAAGUAAAGUUUAAAAAUAUGCAGUACCCAGUGAUAAUUGCACCUGGAUGGGUCAAAGAAUUAAAUACAAUUGAGUACACACAGGAAGGUGAGAAUAGUUAUAAUUCAAUUGUAAUUUGCGAGAGCAAGUUGCUUGAUGGUUUUGAUGCGAACGUUUAUCUGCGGUCUAGGGUUUUUUGUAUAAACGUCUUUCUUUUGUCUAUUUAUCAUGCGAUGAACAUUUUAUACUUUUUUUUACUGAUACCCUGGCUUGUGGUAACUUAGACAAAUAACCUCUGGUUCUACCAGUAAUUAAAGCAAAAAUAUGACUUAGGAGUGUGGUAUAGGACAAUACCAAAAGGCAAAAUAGUUUAUACUAGUGCAGCUAUUGUGUAUUCCCAUCAGCUAGCAAAAUAUAGCAAUCCAAAGUAUUCAUCCACAAAAUGCAGCCUAUUCAUAGGGGCCCACUAGUGCAGCCCAAAAUUAUUCAAAAAGCAUUCAAAGUACAGGUGUUUCGGGACCACUGCACAUUUAUCAAUGAUAAAUGCCCUCAACCAGUAAUUGUGAUAAAAGAGUUUAGUAAUUGAUAUAGAGUAAUGUACAUUACGCUGUCGUAACAGGCAAGAACAGUAUUGGAGAGUAAAAUACAAUGGAUUUGAGGGUUGAUAAUGUUUUUGAAAUGUGUUCAUAACAUGUAUCAGACUAAAGGGACUCUCUAAUGCCAGGAAAACAUAUUAGUGCUCCUGGCACUGCAGGACCCUGCAAUGCCCCCCUCGCACCUCCCAUCCCAUGUUGCUGAAGGCGUUAAGACCUAAUGCGCAUGCGCGGCAACGGCUGCGCCCGGGAAUUACACCUCCCCAUAGGAAAGCUUUAUUCAAUGUGGGGACGUCCAGCUUUGCUUAAAACACUUUUCGUGUUCUAAGAACAGCCACUAGAGGAGGACUUAACUCUGCAAGGUAAUUAUUGCAGUUUAUAGAAACUGCAAUAAUUACACUUGCAGGGUUAAGGGUAGUGGGAGUUGGCACCUAGACCACCCCAAUGGGCAGAAGUGGUCUGGGUGUCUGGAGUGUCCCUUAACUGUAAAGCUAGACUAAAUAUCCAUUCGGAACUUGAAAAGGAAAUACUAAUUAUGAUGUUUGAACAUUUUGGCCUCGAUUUAAUAAUUUUGGAUAAACUUUUAAAAUGACUUAAUAUUUAAAAAUAUAUUUUUAUAUAUUGUUAGAAAUAUAAUAUUUUUGAAAAAAUCACAUUAAAAGUUUAUCCAUGAAUAUAAAAUAAUUUGAAAAGCUUAUACACAAAUAUUAAAUCGAGUAAUUUGUUGGUCGAGACGUAUUAAUUCCACUCCAUUGGCUUAUAUUGUUAUAAAUGUAUUUACCUGCAUGCUCACAGGUACGGGCACCUUUCAGAUAAGGAUAGAUCGCAAUCCGUAAAGCUUGUGCUAACACAUACAUUUAUUUAAUCAAUUCAUUUAGGUUUCAUUUAAACAUUAUUACCUCUUUUUUUUUUAUCAGGUAUUUAUUUUGGAGCAGCCUGCAGUUUGACCACCAUGGGUGACACUCUAAAGAAAGCCAUAUCGGAACUCCCCGCAUAUAAAACAGAAGUCUUCAAAGCUGUCUUGGAACAACUGAGGUGGUUUGCUGGAGAGCAGAUCCGUAAUGUUUCCGUAAGGGUCACACAGAAAACACGAAUGAAAUACAUACAAGCACAUUAGACAAUUCUGUUACAAAAUAUCUGUUGACAUUCUCACCCAUGUCAAAUCACAGAUGACAUCUUAUGUCACCUGGACUCCUGUUGGGACGAGCUUCUCAAUGCGAAUUUUAGGUUUUCUAUUUAUUUAUGACUGCCUUUUAUGUAUUGUCAGACAUCAUCAAUUUAUUUUAAGUUUUCAAACACAAAGUGUAGACAGUCUAUGGAGUUAAAUAAUGAAAGGGGAGUUUUAGAAUUGAAAAUAUCUUUCAAAAUUUAAGGUCAAAAUAGCCAGGUUGGAAAAAUUUCUAUUAGAAUUUUUCACUAAAGUGAUAAUUGUCAGGAAUUCAAAGGCCAAAGUAUCAAAAUUGGAAAAAUUCCCCAGUUCAGCUUUGCUCUCAGUCUGGCUACUCUGGCUUCAAAGCUUAAAUUCAAAUUGAAUUCCCAAUAAUUUUCACUUAUUGAAUAACCCUGUAAGUCAUUUAUGCUUUCAGUUUGACUAGUCUGGGUUAAAGUUUGAAAUGUACUUUUAAAUCUCACUUUAUUAGAAGGAAAUACAUUUUAUUUGUAACCUUUUUUUUUAUCAGGUUCUGUAUUUUUUUUAUGCAAUAUAUCCAUGAUGUUUCAAUAGGUGUCAUUUCCGCCCAGAACCACCGCUAAUUUUUUCCCACGGUGUUCUUUAUGUUGCAUUUCUCAGUUAGAUUGUCAACCUGUCAGAACUUUGUUUAGUGAAUAUGUCCCUUUACCUCUCCCCAUGCGCUGAUUGUACUUACUGAUUGUCCUGUAAUAUUUUCCAGGCCGUGGGAGGAAAUAUAAUGACAGCAAGCCCGAUUUCUGAUCUCAACCCUGUUUUUAUGGCGAGUGGAAGCAAACUGCAUCUAAUCAGUCAUGGUACGGAUCAUUAAAAAGUGACAAAACUGUUAUUUAUCUGCCGCUCCAGAUAAAUAACUUCCAGUUCCUCAAAAAUGUCCCCAUUUGCCGCUGCCAAGUAACUAACUCUAUAAUCACAAGUUCCUACAUUCCAAUAAUGAUUUUCUAAAUCCGAGUUUGUAAACUACGCCAGGAAUCUUUACUCUGUGAAGUGAUUUGUAGUUGUUAGUACAAAGGUUGUAGUUUUGACAAUAAAUGCCAGUUAUUCACAUGAUUCUGAUUCAUCGUGUGGCAAAAAAAAAAUCUAGUGAGAGAUUAAAAAGAACAUUUUAACAGAUAGGACCGAAGGAAUAACCGAUAACUGUAGUAGGUGUUCAUUUUUAUCUUCGGCACAUUAAAUCAGAGUUAAUUUUCGUUUUAAUAGUUUACUUUUAUCAUUUUAAAUUUGUUUGUGUAGACAUGUAUUGAGAUUUUAGGCUUUAGAUGUCUCACUGGGAUUUAUAUUCACAGAAAGUAAAAGGACUGUCUGUAUGGAUGAAAACUUUUAUACGGGCUAUAGAAAAACCAUGUUAAAACCUCAGGAAAUUCUACUCGCCAUUGAGAUUCCAUAUUCGAAAAAGGUAGACACCUGCUCUAGUCUUACAUUUUAACAGUUCCUGAACUACUGUGCAUGUUCCAUUAGCAUUCGCUAGUGAAGAGUAAAGGAUCAUGGGAAUGGGGUGUAGAUGUAGUUUUAGUGCCAUGUCAAACAACUGUAACAAGAGUGAAAACUAAUUUACUUUCUACAUUUAUGAUAAUUAUAAUAAUAGUAAUAAUAUUGAUUAAUGUUCUCCUAGUGCCACUAAAUGGCGCAAAUAGUGUUAUGUCUUGAUUUGCAAAAUGUAAUAGAAUAUUAGAGUAAAGAUAAGAAACAACAAUGCAAUCUUAGAACCUCAGAUUUAUUGGCAUUACCCUUUUUUGGCCAAUUUUUAAUAAACCAUGUUUUUAACAUGUGUAAAUUCCGCAGUGGGAAUAUUUCUCAGCUUUCAAACAAGCUACACGACGCGAUGAUGACAUAGCCAUCGUCACCAGUGGAAUGAGAGUCCUUUUCAAUGCUGACAGUCAUCGUGUGGAGGAGAUUCAGUUGAGCUAUGGAGGGAUGGCUCCUGUCACUGUCCUGGCACAAAACACUUGCAAGGAACUGGUUGGAAGGUAGGAUGCCAAUGGUCCAUAAAAAGAAAAUGGAAAUGUAAAGAAUGGGAGCAAUGGAUUCAAGGUUUAUACCAUAAUAAAUUACUUCACUCCCAGAAAUCGACUAUUCGUGUUUAUUCCAAAUAUUUAGCAAAAUUACAUUUAGUCCAAAAAGCAUCAUGCACCAUAAUGUAUACUCUAGUAAUGAAUAGCAGCCGGUAGAGGAACACAUUUUUUUUUGCCUGUAGCCAUAGUCAUUGAUCUAAUGCCCUAAGAUGUUCAGAAAAUGUCGGCUCAAUCCUUGCUUCAAAACAGUAAAGGAGGUUUUUAGUGGUCAUGUCAUUCCUACUGUCAGGGAGGUGGAGAAGUACAGACUGUACCAUUUCAUUGUUAGCAUUGCAAAACAUUCCAGUGAGUGAUAAAUAUUGCUUUAGCAGUUUCAAAUAUUUUUUCUUGGAGAGAUAUAUGAUUUAACUGUAUUUCCUUUAUACAUUACGCUAAAACGUAGACAUUAUUUUUACAUUAUGUGGCAAUUUUAGUAAGCUCUACUCCUAGUAAUGCCUUAUAGGCCUUUACAAAUGCCUAUAAUAAAUACUAUUUUUGUUACUGUAUGUGAGAACAAUUGCUGUUUUUUAUAUGUUUAUUUUCUAGCACUGCCCCCCUUGCUUCAAAUACAUGUUUUGAUAAUAUUUUUCCAUCGCAAUGUUAUGUUAAAAGACUAAUUUGGACUUUAUAUAGCAAAUUGAAAAUAAUUUUUUGUAGAAAUAGAUACGGUUAAAUUCAUUACAAUCUGAAACAAAUAGAGAUUGGCUUACAAGGUGAAAUGGACGGUUACAAUUUUGUUGUUGAAUUAUUAGACAAAAAGAUUUACUCACUAUACUCAAUGGUGGGGAACCGAAAACUAAAUUGUGAAAUUUAAAUAACCAAACGAUGACUGUAGCUGAAUGAAGAAUUUUUCCAAUUCAGCUCUUUUAGCCUACAUUUUAACCCCUUAAGGACCAAACUUCUGGAAUAAAAGGGAAUCAUGACAUGUCACACAUGUCAUGUGUUCUUAAGGGGUUAAACUUGCAGGUUUAUUCACUAAAGGGAGAACUCUAAGUGAAUUUCGAAUGUAAGGCCAAAGGAGCUGAACUGGAAAAAUCUGCAAUGCUUCCAGAAGAGCUACUUUGGCCUUACAUUUGUAAUUCACUUUGUAGCCACCUUGAAUUCUCGCUUUAGAUAAUAGCUUUGUAGGUUUUCAUUUCACUAGUGAAUCAGCCACAGUUAUGAAACAUUCUUUUUGUUGUUGAAAAUAUUGUUCUGGUAAAUUCACUCAGAUUAUUAGAACCUUGCUUAUUUCUAACUGUUCUCCUUCUUGCAGGGAGUGGGGUGACUGCUUGCUGCAGGAUGCCUGCCAGUCUCUCGCCAAGGAGAUGUCUCUCUCCCCCAGUGCUCCUGGUGGCAUGGUCGAGUUCCGUCACACUCUCACCCUUAGCUUCUUCUUUAAGUUCUACCUCACUGUACUGAAGAAACUGGCACUGGAUGUAAAAGGGACUGUGAGUAGUGUAUCCAAUGACUUUAGUAUUUACAUCACCUCUUAGGAAUCAGAACUUACUGUAUCAACACGAUGCAUUAUAAUCGCAUUACUGUGCACAUUUGAUUGGUAAUACCUUUUCAAAACGUAAUAAUAGUGAAUAGCAGAAUUGCAUGAAUACAUUUGAUUGAUUGAUUGAUUGAUUUUUCCAUUCCCUUCCUUUAAUUUUUCCAAAGAACAAAAUAGAAAAAAUAGAGGCUUUGCAAAUAGUUGCUGUGUGCACCCAACACAGUGCUACUACCAUUUAUUAGAAAAACAAAUAACAAACAUUUUGGAGUAAUCCCUUUGUCAAUGCAUCGUGUCCCUUUAAUUUUUCCUUUACUUUCCUUUUUCAUUUUUGAUUUAAACUUCUCUUUCCCCGAGCUCUGUUUUGCAAGUGAUUGGCAGCCUCCAUAUGCAUUUUUCUCAUGUGGACGAGUAUGUGGAAGUGGCGCUGAUGCGGACUCUAUUCACAAAGAAAUUCUGAUCGUGCAACAUUAUACAAAAUGGCUGUCAAAAUGUAAAAACAGAAUUAUUACUUUAUUUCUUACACACUUUCAGGAUUAAUCAGAGAUAAUUUACAGUGACUUUCAAAUUCAAGGUAAACAUGUCUGACCUGGUAACAUUCUUCUGUUAAGACAGCUGUGGCUUCCAGCAAGGCUAAUUUGGCCUUAUUUUGAAAUUCACCUUCAUUUCUCACUUUCGGGAAUAACUGUUUGAGUGCCGGAGAUAAGACCAGUAUAUUCCAAAGCAAUCUUGGCACUGAAAGGGUUAACGCAUAUCGCACAUAAUGUAUUACACAGUACGCAGUAAAAUACUUAUAUUAAAGCGUUAUAUUACUCCUGCUCUGAGCCAAUUAAUAAUCACGAAAUUAUGAAAAUUGUCAGCACAGGAAAAAUAAAAACAUUUAGUGAUAAAAACCCAGAACAGGAUAAUACUCUGCACCUGGAAACCUGGGUUAAUAAAACAGGCUACUUUGGCAGAAAUACCCAGUGCUAGGAUUGGGGGCACAAGUCAGAGCCACUGUAUACCUCUUCUCUUCCCGGUGGCUAAGGUAAAUUCUUUUUGAUGAAAUAUGUACCAUUUUUUUAAAUUAUUUUUUUGUUUUGUUUUUUAUAAAUAAGUAAAAAAACACGUUUCAGAAGUCACAUCCAGUGAAUAUAUUAUUUAACAUGGAACAACAUGUACGUAAUUAAACCCAUUUAUUGUUUACUAUUAAUUCUGUCUUUCUUCACUCAGAUUGAUGUUGAGAAAAUUCCUCAGAAAUAUGAAAGUGCUAUCGAACUGUUCCACCAACCAUACCCAACCGGUGUACAGCUGUAUCAGGUAGGAAAGUGUAUGCAAACUCUUUAUGUUAAUGGAAAAAAAGCAGGUGCACUUAUUUUAGAAACAGUGGCUGAAUAUUUGGGCUUAUUUGUAUAGAGCUUGGUUUUGCUAGAAUAUUCUUUUCAAAUAUUAUUUUUUUGGGGGGAAAAAACAACCGAAAAAAUAUAUAUUGUGUUCCAUUCAUACAAUUAUAUAUAGUUAUAUGAAAUAAACAAUGGGGAGACCAUUCAUCCGGACACACUAAAUAGCUACAUCUUAUAUAUCGACAAAACUUCACAGCAACACCUUAAACAGCAUGUGCCGUCCUUUUAAAUACUUCUAAACGUCUUCACAGCCUUUCACACGUAUUAGACACAUUUUACUUCUUCACACAUUUUCAAAGAAGGCUUUCUGGAUCAACUAUGGUUCUCAUUAAGAUAAAAGGGCUUGAUAAAUCUUCCCAUACAUUUUUUCGAUAUUUGUAUAAGCUUUUCGAAUGAUUUGGUAUAUGGUGGCAUAUAAAUAAUAAUAAUAUGUGAUUAAAUAAUGCAAUUAUCAGUAGGGACACUUUCUAAACUGAUAGAGAUCCAUAUUGGCAUUUUCUGUCUCCAAUUGACUAGUUACAUUUAUAAGGAACAUUCAUUUAAGUGGCUAGAAAUAAAAUGAGUUCCACACAUCCAUCCUUUUUAUUCUAUUUGACAUUUAGGCCACUACCUUUGCUUUCUGUAGCUUAGAAUAUUUCAAUAAUUGAUGUGAUAACCUUAAAGGACCACUAUAGUGCCAGGAAAACAUACUCGUUUUCCUGGCACUAUAGUGCCCUGAGGGUACCCCCACCCUCAGGGUCCCCCUCCCGCCCGGCUCUGGAAGGGAGAAAGGGGUAAAAACUUACCUUUUUCCAGCGCUGGGCGGAGAGCUCUCCUCCUCCUCUCCGCCUCCGUUACGCCCCGCCGGCUGAAUGCGCACGCGCGGCAAGAGCUGCGCGCGCAUUCAGCCGGUCUCAUAGGAAAGCAUUUACAAUGCUUUCCUAUGGAUGCUGGCGUGCUCUCACUGUGAAAAUCACAGUGAGAAGCACGCAAGCGCCUCUAGUGGCUGUCAAUGAGACAGCCACUAGAGGAUUAGGGGGAAGGCUUAACUCAUUAAUAAACAUAGCAGUUUCUCUGAAACUGCUAUGUUUAUUAAAAAAUGGGUUAACCCUAGCUGGACCUGGCACCCAGACCACUUCAUUAAGCUGAAGUGGUCUGGGUGCCUAGAGUGGUCCUUUAAUUUCUCAUCACUCCUAGUAUACAUUGUCCUACUUGCUUUUCAAUGAGCUGUGUGCUUUCUGUCUAUCUUAUUAUUUUCUUGCAAUUAUGGGUUUCUAAAUUAGCUCUCUUAUAUUUAUAUUUUAAUAAAAUAUAGGUCUGACUGGUUUUACUGUUAGGAAUGGAGUGGAGAACUUACUCAACUUUAAAAUAUAUAUAUUUUUAAAUCUUUUAAAACUUUGUCAGUGCAAUCCUACUUGGACUCAUUCUAUUGUUCAGAUUAUCAUAUUUCUAUGUCUAUUUUUUUGUUAUUGACUGUUUUCAUCCAUGUUUUUCCUUUUCUUGCUGUGUAUUUCAGCAACAUUCUCUAAAAAGAUCUUUUUUCCCAUGUAGGAUGUCCCGGAAGGACAGGCCUCGGAGGAUUUUGUUGGACGUCCGUUGAUGCAUCUUUCAGCAUUGAAACAGGCGACAGGAGAGGCUGUCUAUUGUGAUGAUAUUCCCCACUAUGAAAACGAACUCUACUUAGGCCUGAUACUGAGCACCAAAGCACACGCUAAGAUCAUGUAAGGGUCCCAAGACGGAAAUGUACUGAGAUCCAAUGUCUACUGACUGAUUUACUAAUGAAUGUACAGAUUAGUAUUUCACAGGGUAUACUAUAAUAACACAUGGGUUGAUUGAGGCAUGUUGUCUGACAGUGCUACAAUGUCAAGAAGUAUUCACAAACUGAGAUUGUUUAACCUACAAUAAGUUUAAAGAAAACCUAUAGUCUCGAAAAUAAUAUUUGUUUUUUCACGACUAUUUUUUAUUACCUUGACCUUUGUCCACCAGCUUGUAUGUCAAAAAAUUCCAUUUGCAUAUAUUUUACUUACCUUGUCCCCAGUCCAGAGACACUGGUGUUGCAGACACCCUAUUGGCCUCCCACAAUGGCACGCUAACUCCUCCUAUUCUCGUCCAAUCCAAUGCUUCUCAUAGAGCAGCAUUGAGGAUGAGAAGUACUUGCGCAGUGAGCGCAACACUCUUCCACUCAAGUACUCUCUGUGAGAAGCAUCAGAGGAGGUGAGUUGGGAGAAUCGAGUCUAACUCGGUUCUCACAGUGGGAAGCGCCUCUAGUGGCAGUUAGGAAAAUUAACCUGCAUUGAAAACAUUGCCUAUAGUUUUCAUUUAAUCCAUUUUCCAUGUGUAAUAAAGUAUUUUAAUAAUAAUAAUAAAAAAUUACUAAACACAUAUACCUUUAUAAAUAACUUGACUGGGCUCUUAGCAGGGGAUUGUGAUUGAUAUACACAAUUACACAUGAGGUUUUAGCCUGCCAUUUAUCAUUUAUAGCUGCUUACAAUGAUAGUUUGUUACUCUUUCCAUCUAUAAAUAUGAAAAAUUAAAAAAAGGCUUUCCAAGGUCUGUGAGGCAUUUAUAUGUAUAUAUGUUUUAUUCAUGGAGGAAGCCAAUGGGUUCUCUGUACUUACAUACACAGCACACUCAGCAUGUAUCAGUUAUUUUCCGGUCACUUUCAGUGCGGGCCAUCAUGCUGUUCAAGUGUUAAUUAAAACUCCUGUAGCUCACAGAGAGACCUUACUCACUAGGCUCAGCAUUUAUGCCAGUAACAGUUACUUUGGAGUUGUUUAACCAUUUAGUGAGUGUGUUUAGUUUCCUUUCUUAUGGAGCUCAACCAUUGGCCUCUUUACAAACUGACUUUGCAGCAACUUUGUGCCUGUUAGAUAAUAUCAGUUUCUUGUUAGUUUCAUAUGAAUAUCAGUUAUGGCGUUACUGUGGUGGGACCGCUGCCUGUGCGUGAAUUGCUGUAUUAUAUUCUGUGUGUUUUCUUGUUAGUUUCAUAUGAAUGUACCUGCUCCCCGUUCGGAAGGUCCAUUCACCUCCUGAAAGGGGACCACCCUGAUAACUCAUUUAGGAUGUUGGUUUAGAACGUUCGCACCUCGUUAUGAGGUGUCAAAACCACAAACCGCAUGGAAAGCCUGGGCGCGUGCCUCCCCUGGGUGGCGGCCCAUUCGUUAUACGAACGCCGUCCAGGGGGCGUAUUCGCGGAUUGCUUCCCACCUCGUUCGGUUCCCAAACAAGGACCUCCCCAGUGCCUUUUGGAAUGUUCACACCAAGUAAUUAGAAUGUUGGCAACUUGCAACAUAAGUGUGAAACCGCAAGGGAUGUAAUUAAUGAGUGCUCCCCUGGGUGGCUGCCGUUCGUAUAGACGGGCGGUAGCCAGGGGGAGCAUUUGUGUCCCGAAAGGAGAUGCUUCCCUUGCUUGGUUUCACCCAGGGACCCUGCAAACGGAGGCUGUUCAUGGUGAUUACCGUUCUGAGGGGUCCCUGAGAUUGGUGGGGACACCCUUUGGGGACACUGGCGGUUUGGUGGGCUUUCUGUAACUGGGAGUCCAGGAGGCGGGAAGCUUUCCCACGUUGGGGCUCCCAGGUACAGAGGCUCAUGGGAUGAAGACCCCCUGGUCACCGCAGGUGGGAAUCCCUGAGGAUGGGUGGCGUGAACAGGGGACAAAGGGACUGGAGUUUGGUUUCCGUCAGGAGACCCCUGGAAGGGAGAGGGCCCUGGGAGGGGACACUGAGUGGCGGGAACAGGUGACAAAGGGACUGGGGUUCCGGAUUCGUUAAACGCCCCUGGGAGGGAACAUUGUCUUUGUGUGUGAUCCACCUCUUGCAUGGGGAAAAGUAUAAAGCCGAAUGUGGCCAAUAGAGUUGUUGUUGUACCCCCAGUACUGCGUGUCGUCCGUUUACUGAGUGGGAAAUGGGUCUUUCUGUAUUAUAACUGACUCCCUUCAAGGGAAGGACAUGGCUGAGCAGGGACAAACAGCCGGGUUGCUAGCAGGCCCACUACAGUUACUUUGUUAAAAAAAAAAAAAACCAAUAAGUGAAUCAAAGAGUAAGUCACAUUGAUGAUCUGCAGUGUUAUUGGCAGCUAAUUGUCAUUUAUUGCAAUCAUUCUUCCCAUAAAGCUCCAUUGACAUAGCUGAAGCCGAGCGUUCUCCGGGGGUUGUCCGCCUGCUGUUUGCUAAAGACGUUACUGGGAGCAAUAUCACUGGAAUUGGACAUGAUGAGACUGUAUUUGCCGAUGGUGUGGUAGGUACAGUACAUAGUUGUAAUUUUAUACAAUGUAUCACGACAUGGGAACGUUACUACUUUUAUAUUAAGUUAUGACUAAAAUUUUGAAUAACCCACGCCCAAAUUCUAAGUCUUUAAUACUUAUAGGGGUGGUAGUACACUCAUAGGGUUCAAGACAAACUUCUCCAGCGCCCCCAUGCUUAGUGCCCUUGUCCAUGGUACCUCAAAGUGUGGUAACCCCACGUGGGUAUCUGACGUCUUUGAGGGAGAACUUGUCUUGAUGUUCCCUCCUUUGACCAUCCCUACUAUCGCCUGGCAGAGGGUUCAGUCUGCCCCACAGUAGAGAAUUAAUGCAAAGCACGACUUAAUUUGCUUUUUUUUUUUAACAGUUUUAAAAAUGUUUUGUAUGAAUGUUCUGUGUUAUCAGCAGUUUAUGUUGGUUCCCUUUUGCCCUAGAGUCCUGCCCCUCUGGUUGUUAUAGUAUUUAGUAUUGUGUCAUUGGCUACCUUGCAAGCUCCGUUCCAAUGCUUUCCUUUGGUUGUUCAUGCAGGUGACCUGUGUUGGACACAUUAUAGGUGGAGUGGUCGCCGACACUCAGAUGAACGCACAGAGGGCAGCGAAGGCGGUGAAGGUUUUAUAUGAAGACCUCCCAGCUAUUAUAACUCUACAGGUACAUUCUUUGCACAGACAGUAUGAUGUAGUCUGUUUAUCAUGAUUCUGUUCUAAAAGUUCCAUUUCACAGUGAUAAAUAAUUAAGCUUACCAUAAAACGUAGAACCAGUUAUCUGCUGCAGUAGCCUUCUUCAUGUAGACAUACUUUUUUAUAAGCACACUUUUAAAGCCUUACAAUAUUUCAAUCCUCUAGCAAGCGAUUGAAAAGGAAUCAUAUUAUCAGCCAAUCAAGCAGAUGGAAAACGGAGACCUCGGGUGUGGAUUUCAGGAAGCCGAUCAUAUCCACGAAGGUGAAAAUAACCGCUAAUCACCUUGUUGUAUUCACUAUGUGGAAUCCUGCUAUAUUUUUUGUAAUGUAAUUACAUUCUUUUAAUUAAUUCCUAGACUUUGCUUCAGAAUUUUCGGAACAAUAUUCUGCCUGUGACUAGAUGCCCUGAGCAACUUCUCUUUGUUUGUAAAAGUAGACUUUUUAUGUAAAUACAACUGAUGCUAGCCAAUCAGAGGUCAUCAAGAAGGCCAUCUGCAUAAAGAGCCUAUGAUGUAGCAGAAAAACCAAAAACCAAAAACCAAAACCCAGAUUAAAACCCAGAUCAUGGCAGGUCCACGUUAAAGUCCCCAUGCUCUAUAUUUUUAUUUUGAGACAGCUCCCACAUGUCAACAAUAAAUAAUAAUCUUUGCCUCUAAGUAUAUCUGAAAAUUAGAUUAUCAUCUAUAACAUUUUCCUUGUAAUAAAAAAAACAGGUGCAUAUUAUAAAAAGCCUUUGUAACCUUACCAUCUGCCAGGGGCAGCCCAGGGCACUGUAUUUGAGAGGAACGGAAUUGUUAGUGACAGGGAAAUUCGGCAGCUUCCCAAGAUAAAGCGUGCGACAGGAGCACUGUUAGCAUCAGGCCAUCCUCAGAAUCUGCCUAGUGGUGGGAUUGGCAUAUCUUACUUAUUGGGGUUCAAGGAGGGUAUAUAGGCCUGGGUUUAGAAUUUUUUUAAUAAGUGUUUUUAAAUUAUUUAAUAUGUUAAAAUAUAUAUUUGAUAUUUUUGAUAUGUUGACAUAUUUUUUAUAUGAUAUAUAUUUUUUUAUUGUAACAUUUUGAAAAAUAAUUUAAAAAGUUUAUCGAAAAAAUAUUAACUCAAGGCAAUAAUAAUCACGGCAUGUUUUGUUCUUGCUCUCAAUAUAGAGAGAUAAUGUACGCAAUUCUCACUUGUUUUGCAUUUUCUGUAAUUUGGCCUCUCUCAAGCUACUGGCAAGCCAGAACGCCUUAAGGACUGGUAAUACAUGUCUAUCCUUUAUUCUUUCACUUUCUAGAAGAUAGGAUAGACUACUAUCAUUCUUCACAGUUUUAGAGGGACUAAUUUGGCCACCUGCUCCAUACCUUGUUUCAGUUUGGUGUUUAUUCAGAAUUAGGCUCCCAAUUUGGGUAAUAGGAUUUUUGGGGAUAUCAUCCGAAGUGCCUUGUAUGAUUUUUGCGAAUUUGCUGACACUCUUCAGUAUUAGUUUGGUUUUAUUCUGUUUAGUUACCAAAUAACUAAUAGAAAUGAUGGGAAGAGUCAGAUUAAAAGUAAAAAAAAUAUUACUUGUCAUAUAAAGGUAACUCCAUUAGUUUAUUUGUCAGCUACAAAAUAAUCUGUAAAAGAAGACGCCAUGGGCUAAAACUCACAUGUUCCUCAGCCAUCCAAAGAUUAUCAGAUACGGUUAUUCGCUAAAGUGAGAUUUGUCAGAAAUUUGAAUUGAAUUCAAGGUGGAUUUAAAAUAUAAGGUAAAAGUAGCCAAAAUUGUCCAAGCCAGGUAUGCCCCUAUUUUGGCUACUUUGGACUUACAUUUGAAAUCACUUGGGAUUUUUAGUAAGUCUUACUUAGUAAAUAAACCUGCAAGAGUCACAGGGUAUUAAGUCAAAGAAGGUUUUUUUCCCUCUUACUUCACCUCCCACUUAGUCGUAUCUGUGUGAUGUUUGGUUUUAUAGGUGAGAUUUAUAUCGGGGGCCAAGAACACUUCUACCUAGAAACAAACUGUACUAUCGCAGUGCCCAAGGGAGAGGACGGGGAGAUGGAGCUAUUUGUCUCAACGCAGAAUACAACCAAGACACAGGUGAAAAACGAUCAGUUCCAUGUUUCUGUGUGGCAGCAUAUGUACAUACAUAUACACAUACAUUCACAUACAAAAAAAAUUACACAAAUUCUAACACACACAAACAUAUACACUUCUUCAAACACACACACACACACGCAAAUACUGAAAACCAAAACAUAUACACAUACAGUAAUAAACACCUAACACAGACGCAAACACACACAUAGAAACAUACAUAUUAUAUCACACAAGCAUACAUACAUAGAAACUAGACAUGUACAUUUGUUAUCAGACGAAUAUGAUUUUGUCUGAAUUUUUAAACUUUUUCGUAUUCAUUUACUAUAACAAACGAAAGUCCUACAUACAAAUUACAUACAAAACGAAAGGGCAAAUGCCGAAUGCAUUACCUUUUCGUUUAAGUUAGUUUAGUUUAUUACAAGGAGGGAGCUAUCGGCUCGUGGCUCCCUCCUUGUAAUAUGUGAAAAUAGAAGCAGCAGGGAACAGUACUAUUGUCUCCCCCUCCGUUGGCCGCCACCCUUGAGCAGCGGAUGGGGGACCCUAAGUAACAAUGGGGGGGACCUAUUGUCUCACCCCUGGCCCCCACCCAUGAGCGGCGGGUGGGGGCAGGGCCGGCGCGUCUAUAAGGCGGCACAAGCUUUGGGGCGCACCAGCCCGGGGGGGCUCUAGAUUGGAGUGGGCAUACAGCACUCCUUCCUGCCAGGCACUCUGUGUAGUGUGGCCGAGCGGAGCAGCGCACACUGCGGUACAGGAACUUCUUAUUUCUGUACCUGGCAGACACUGAGAAAGCACUUCCUGUCAGUCAGGCUGGGUACAGGAAACUGAAGCUCCUGUACCGCUGUCUGCUCCGCUCGGCUGGAGGGGCUGGAGAAGAGGAAAAAGAGACAUGGAGGCGCUGAGGGGAGUAGACGGGCUAGUGGUUUAAAGAGAAACUCACAAAGGAGCUGGUAAGAGUAAAAGAUACAAAGGGUCUGGGAAAGAAGGAGACAUAGAGGCUGGGGGGAGUAAGAAACACAAAGGAAAUGGUUUUCUCAUUCUUGUAAAUUGGUAUUUUUGAAGAAAUCCCUUGCCUAUUUUUCUCACUUGGUUCACAUUGGACAGCCACUUUUACGGACCUUUGGUCAGAUUGUCAGUUAUCUGACCCAAUGCUUACAAUUCUUGUAAUCAUCUAUUGCAUUUCAAAAUCAUGUGGAUCUUUCUGCCUACAGCAUUUUCUGUAAUUUGAGCAUUGGGUCAGAUGAUUGACAGUCUGACAAAAGGUGCAUAAAGAUUGCUGUCAGGAAGGGGGAAUGGGAAAGGCAGGCAAAGGAUUUCUGAAAAAUUUGAAUAGUCACAAAUUAAAAAUAUAGUAAGAUGGUAAAUGAUAACAUAGAUAUUAUAGUAAAAUAUAAAAAAUAGCUUAAAUAUUACUUUGCCGAUGAGAUAGUAAAUACCUGGAGAAGCAGUCAAGUGGAUGAAUUAAAUAAAAAUAUAGGGCAGGGAUAGGCAACCUUUUAGCAGCACUGUGCCGAUAUAGGAUGGUGAUGUCCCGUAGCGUGCCGGUCCUAUUUUUUUAAAUUGAGGUGUGUAUGCUGUCGUAUUCUACUUGUGUUGUUUUUGCUGUAAUUGCUUUGUAUCGUUGUAUUUGUGCGUAUAUGAACUAUUAUAUUGUAUAUGUUCAUUAGUAGUUUAUGGUAUUGUGUAUGAUACAUAUGAAUGUGGGCUGUGUAUGAGGGCUGCUUGUGGAAUUGUGUGUGGAUGGAUAUGUCACAUUGUGUGUUUGGUAGUGUGUGUGGGCUGUUUUUGGUAUUGCAUGUGAGAGGCUGCAUGUGGGGUUGUGUGCAUGUAUGUGGAUUGCUAGCGGGUUACAUUUGUGCGGAUUGUGUGUAUGUUUAUGUAUGGGCUGUUCAUAUUAUUUGUAUGAUGGGAGGGUUAUUCUGCAUUUUUGUGUAUAUCUUGCAGUGUGUGUGGCUUCCCUGGGUUCCAGUGGGGACCAGGCUGGCCAGAUAUAGGUUUAAGGACAGGAGCUGCAACAGCAGCUGCGGGCUGCUCUACUACAGUGUGCAUUCCCAUUCACAAGUGCUGGGAGGAAGUGAUCUGCGAUCACUUCCUCUAUGUACUGCAAUGCUUAAAUUGAGGAUUGUCCUUCACCACCUCUUUGUAUUAGCAGAUAUAUGAAGUUUUACUGGGAAUCCUGAUAGGCCAGUUUGGCUCUAGCAUCCUUGAGUGCCGUGCAAAUACACCUUAAGUGCCGUGCAUGGUAUUAGUGCCGUAGGUUGCCUACCCCUGAUAUAGUGUGAAGUGUAAAGGGGUAGAUUAGAUAGGGUCUAAGUGGAUUUGAUCUGACUUUCCCAAAAAAUAUUACUACAAAGUUUUACUUUUAAAGCCCAAAUUGACUAGUUGCUCAUAAACAGAGCAAAGGCCAGGGGGGAGACCUAAUGCGAAUGCCUGGCAAUUCAAUGCUUUUCUAUAGGAAAAAGAAUCUGUCACUGGAGGUCCGUGAGGACGUCCAGCGUCAGAUAACGGACCAAAAGCCAGUUUGGAUUCCGGAAGCCCUCUACUGGCUGCAUGUUAGACAUUGUUUUACAUUGCAGCACUAAGUGCAAAAGGGUCACAGCACCCAGACUAUUUCAAUUAGCUGAAGUGGUCUGGGUGCCUACAGUGUCCCUUUAAUUGUUCAGAUCCUACAUAGUAUUUCCUCAAUUUAUCCUCUUCAAAGAUACAUUUCUCUUGGCUACUGUCUGGCCCUCUAUUCAUUCCAUACCUGCAUGUCUAAUAUUUAACUUUUCUCGUUGUUCUGUCUGUAAAUGGUCAUUUGUACAUAAUCAUUAAUCGUCAUAAAGAGCUCUGGACAGGGAUGGUUAUAAUUGUUAGUUGAAUAAAUAAUUAAUUCACACUGUUUCCUUAAUUCUAAUUAAUAAAUACCAAUUACAAAUUGUGUUUCUUCCCAAAUAUUAGUCGUUUGCUGCAGAUGCCAUUGGCGUCCCGUCCAGUAGGAUUGUGGUUCGAGUUAAGAGAAUGGGUGGAGGGUUUGGAGGAAAGGAGUCCCGGAGUACCAUUAUAUCAACUGCAGUGGCUGUGGCUGCGCACACGUAAGCCAUAACACUUUGCUAUCUUUAAACUGAAUAUCUCAACUUUAAAGUGCCAGAAUAGAUUUUCUUGUUUAAAAAAAUAUAUAUAUAUAUAAUUAAUUCAGUAGUAUUGUCACUUGAUGCUCCUCUUUCUUUUUACGAAGGGAACAACCAUUUCCCUCUCCAGUCUGUCUUCAGUAUGGUAAAUGGGGCUAAGCAAAUCCAUGGUUCUGGAGCUCCUGUCUAACUCAUGUACCCUCGGAGGCCGCCCAGUGACGGCUGAUGCACAAGAGGGGAUCAAAGGAAGAUCUUGUGAGACCGCAGAUUCUCUCAUGGAUCUUCUUGCACAUUCACAAUUAGAUGUGUGUUACCAUCCACUGUCGUAGUGCAACUUAAAAUAAUGUGAUUUUUACUUUUUUGGUCUUUGCGACCUUGAUAUUGGAGAAUACACAGUGGAUAAGCUAACUAUUGUAUCUAUGUAGCAUUGCUUUCUGUUUUGCUGUUUUCUUUUUCUUUUUCUUUUUUUAUUACAAGGUUCGGGAGGUUAUCUAAUUUCUUCUAAAUGUCACUAAACCCUCGAGAGGUGCUCAGAUUUUCUUGCUGGCCUUUAUUUGCUCCUGCCAUCUCAAAUCGCUUUUUUCCUAUCCGUUUAGUUUUUUGUGUUUUUUUUGUUGUUGUUGUUGUUUAGUAAGUAUAUUUCGUACAGUAAUAUUAAUGUUUUUUAUGGAGCACAAUUAAGUGAGUUUCCAUUAGGGUUGGGUAUGAUGAGGUUGCUGCAUGGCGCUGGAGAUUAUCAGUAGACAUGUACAAUUUGUUUCGUUCCGAAUGUAAAUUCGUCCGAAUUUCGGCAAUUCGGACAUUUGGAUGCUUCUGAAUUGCCAAAGUCCCGAAUUGCCGAAGUGCCGAAUUUCGGAAGUGCCAAAGUGCUUCGGAUUUCUGAAAUGUGGCAAAACAAGAGAGGUAUGGAAAAUUACAUGAAUGAUCGAUCAAUAAGCUAAUUCCUGGCACUGGGAGCCCUAUAGAUGUGUAAGUGGUUGUAGUGCCACUACAGGCACCUAACCCUACCCCUAAUCCUAACUUUAACCCUACCCUAAGCCUACCCUACUCCUAACCCUACCCCUAACCCUACCCUAACUCUUACCCUACCCUACCCUAACACUAACUCUAACCCUACCCUAACCCUACUCCUGCCCCUACCCCUACCCCUAACCCUACCCUAAACUAACCCUACCCUAACCCUAACCUUACCCUAGCUCUAACAAUAAUAAGAAAAUAUAUUUCAAAAUAUGGAAACCAAGGAUAAAUCUUUGGCUAAUGAAACGAGGGGUCAUAUGAUAUAUAUUCAACAUAUCUAACUGUUUUAUUUUAAGCUGGAUGCUCCACCGCCAUGCAGUAACUGAAACUCAAUAUAUCUCAUUUAACUUAACAUAAUUUCCUAGGUCCUAACUUAACUUUAUUGAAUCCUGUUUGGGCUCUUUUUUCUAUAUUGUAUAGGACCAGGGGAACUAAUUGAUUAUUACGUGCUUAAUAAAAAGUCGAUGUGUGGCACAUAAACUCAUUACCCCAGUAUAAUCGGGGCUUUUCUUUUUUUUUUCUUGCGUACUGCCAUUUAGUAAGCCUCUUUUUAGAACUGCCUAAAAUGUUCUCCCUUUUUUUUGUGUGUGUGUUCUUUUUGUUGUUUAAUUAGCUUUAUGAGUAAUUAUGGUUAUUAGAAUCUGUCUACUUAAAGUUUAUGAUUAGAGUUCAAGAAGUACCUUAACUGUUAUGUAAUAACUCCUGAUGGAAUAUUAAAGCUCAAAUGUAUUAGCUGUAAUCUGUCAUAUAAAAAAAUAAAUAAUAAAAAAUAUAUAAUGUGAUUAAAUUAGUAGACAGGUUAGCGUAAAGAGCGAUAUUUCUAUAGGACUGUGUAUUUUUUUCAAACAGGACUGGUCGGCCAGUGAGAUGUAUGUUGGAUCGAGAUGAAGACAUGCUUAUAACGGGUGGACGACACCCCUACCUGGGACACUAUAAGGUACGCUUACAGCGUUAGUUACUAAAGGUAGAAUUACUGGGAAUUCAAAGUGAAUGUCAGCUUAAAAGGAAAUAUUAUCUUAGUCGGAUAUGCUUCUAGUUCAGCUAUUUUAUCUAAAAUGUUAAAUUCACACUGAAUUCACGACAAUUCCCCUUUUAGUAAGUAACCCUGUUUCUCUAUGUGUUGUGUUUUUAUAACUGUUUCCUUCGUCUUAAAUGUUUCAAAAGGAAGUUCUAAAGAAAUCUGAAAACUGAAACAUCUAUUUGUAACCCUUCUGCAUAAAACCUAAAUAAACUGUCAUGAUAUUGCAUUGAUAUUUCUCAUCCCUUUUUGUAAACUAGUUCAAUUAUCACAUGUUGCUAAUAUUUUAACAAAUUAACCAUUUGUAAACGCAAGAUGUCUAAAACGCAAAUCGGAACUUUCAUGUAAGCUUGGCUUUCAAGUCUUUAAUGCAUUUUAGGUUCAGAAUUUCUUGGUAGCCAACAGGUAGGAAUUGUAGCUCAGAAGUAACUGGAUUUAUUUAAUUUAUUUUUAUUUUGUUUCAAUUUCACCCAGAUAUUGCAUCAGGGCUUCUACUUCUUAUACUGACUUCUGCCCCUCGCUAACUAGUUAUUCAGUAAAGUGAGAAUUGCAUGUGAAUUUUACAUUUAAAGCCAGAGUAGCCAAACUAAAAUCCCAGCUGACUUUUUCCAAUUUGGCUAUUUUGACCUUAAAUGUAAAAUUCUCGUAGAAUUCCCGCUUUAGACUAACCUUGUAAGUAAUCGCCAGGUUAACAGUCCCUCCAUCGAAAAAACCUGUGCAAUAUUUAUGUAAUUUACUAACAUGUGCGUACCUCCCCACUCCAGCGAUUAAUGAUGUGCUCGCACUAUGCUUGUUAAGGAUAGUUUCUUGGGGCCCCUAAAAGUGAGACACCAGGGAACUAAGUUGGCAUGGCGGGACAGGACCAUCAAAUCAGGGCUGUCCUGCCGAAAUCAGGACAGUUGGGAGGCAUGUAUGUGUAAAGUCUCUCUCUCGGUUAUGUAUCUAGACUCUGUAAUAUAGAUCUGUAAUAUAGAUCAUUAAACUUCCUGAACCUAUCGCAGCUUAGCACAUCAAGCCAAACCACCUUAUUAUAUCACCCAGUGAUGGACGUUGUAUGUCUUAACCAAACUUCUAUCACGGCAGGUUGGAUUCAUGAAAAGUGGGAAAGUGACUGCUUUAGAGGUAUCUUUCUACUCAAAUGCUGGCAACACGUUGGAUCUCUCGGAAGCGGUAAGCUUAUCAGAGUAUAACCCUAAUAUCUAUAAAGCUGUCCUGAUAAUACUAGAGGAAACAAGGGGUAUUUUCAUUUAGCCAUGGACCCUCUGUUCACAUACUUCAUGGUUGUCUAAUGAUACGUCAUCACAGUCAUCUUUUCACCCAAUUCGUUAUGUCGCUCAGUGGUGGGUUCCAGAAUUUGACAUAAAUAUACAAAGUUGUAAUUUAUCACUGUGCCAGGGUAUUAAGUCAUACCCGGUGGGUCUCAUAAUAUGACAUCAUAUAUCUCAAUCACUGCAGUCUGGUAAAGUGACAGAGAUCUUUCCCUCAAGACCACCAACUCUUCCAUCUAUUAUCUUUAUGGUUAUCACUAAACUACAGAGAAAACUUUAAGUGGUUCUGACAUGUUUUAUAUUCUUUUGUGUUUCCUUCCCUAUGCCCCGUGUACCUUAAUUAUUAUACUCCCCUACUUUCCACUUGCUUUGUCUCGAUACCUGGAACAUCCAUUUUAUUUUACUCGGCCAUGAUGUCUGCUGUUUAUGCUACUUUAAGAGUUGAUUUUACUAAUGGAUUGUGGGUAAAUUUGAUUGGCAUCUGACUCAGAACCUUUGUUAGGCUCUGGCCAUUGUCAAGUUCUGUAUGCCAAAAAGAGAUCGUUCAGAAUGGUACUUUUAUUCAGAUAUCUUCCCCAGCUUUGUAUUCAGUCUCAUUGUAAUAUGAUAAAAGAGAGACAAAGUGCUACAAUAUAUAUUAAAAACAAGAUAAAGUGCAAAAAACAGAUUUAUUCACUUCCACAUAAGUAUACAACAGCAGGUGUAGUAUGUGUCCACAAGUCCUACGCGCUCCAACCCACCAGGGACUUCCUCGGGGCAGUUCUGUUGUGCAUAAUAAUCCAACAUGGAUAUAGGAUCAGUAACUGUUUUUAUUUAUACGUUGUCAAAGUCUAUCGGCUUGGCUGCUAUAUAUACAGAAGUAGUCCCUAUAUUUCUUAAUGUAUUUAUUGACAACAAGAAAUUCAGACAAAGGAUUUGCUAUAUGGAAGCUGAUAAGAAAAGGUUUAUUUUGAUAACAAAGGUACUUUAAAUUUAUCAACAGCAACUGCAGUGUAAGACUUUUUUUUAUUUAGAAACAGCUACAGCUUUUAAAUGGGUAGCUUACGGUAACAUGGAUGGUGUUUGUUUUCAUACAGGUAAUGGAUAGAACUUUAUUUCACAUGACCAAUUCCUACAAAAUUCCAAACAUUAGAGGCACGGGAUACGUUUGUAGGACUAACUUACCUUCUAACACGGCAUUCCGCGGCUUCGGGGGACCUCAGGCGAUGAUGAUUGCAGAAUGUUGGAUGAAUGACGUUGCCCAGAUAUGCAGUUUGCCACCAGAAGAUGUAAGUCAUAUAAAUGGAGGCUCAUCGAUGUCACAUCCUAAACGGCUAAAAUAAUAUGACAUUUUCACUCACUAAAUUGGGAGUUAUUAAGGACUUGAUCAUUGCAAAUUUUAGGCAAAAUAGUUUAUCUGUAAAUUGAAGUUGGAGAAUUGGGUUAUUUUUUCAUGAAAUUUGCAAUUUUCUGGUCAUGUCUCUGCUAUAAACCCCAUAGUGUUUAGGAGUUUUCAAAUGAAUAUUCAAUUAAUCAUUAACUCCAUUUGGCACUAAGCAAUGUGCACUGUUUGCCAUUUAAACUCGGAUGUGUUUCUGGACUUUGGGGAACACAUUUUGGAAAGUCCUGCCACGUGUGAUUUCUAUUCUUCAUUUCAGUUCUUCAAAUGUUUAAUAUAAAAUAAAUAGAAGCCGUGACAGUAUUGUUUCUUUUAUAUGGAUUGUAGAGUUUCUUUUAAAUAAUCUCUUUCCAAUUUACAAUUUACAUAGCAUUGAAACCAAAGAAUAACGUUCAAACUGAAACAAAAAGAGUGACAAAUUCUAAUUAUCUGAAGGAAGAAUAGAAAAAUGAUAUACUUAUUGAUUGUGCUACAUGUAACUAUUACUAGCAGAAUAGUACUGGAUUUUAUAUUUUUUGGGGCCCGCUGGUAAACAUGAUAUGUGAGAUGCUAAUAUAAAGAUUAAUUUGGUCAGUAAACACAGACGCAUUACUCCAGAAAACCUACUUUUUAGAUAUAAAGCAGGACCUAGAUCAGGCAUAGGCAACCUUCGGCACUCCAGAUGUUUUGGACUAUACCUCCCAUGAUGCUUUGCCAGCAUUAUGGGUGUGAGAGCAUUAUGGGGGAUGUAGUCCACAACAUCUGGAGUGCCGAAGGUUGCCUAUCCCUGGCCUAGGUAGUCACUGGUGGUGCAAAUACUGCUUUAUUGAAACUCUUCUAAAACUAAUUGGGUAAUCCCCAGAUUAUACAUGCAUGGCUUUUCUUUCCUGGGGAUGCUAGCCUGUAUUGAAUAUCGGUUUUAAUUUGUACAGAUUGUAUUAAAUUAUUGUUUUAGAUUGUUUUCCCCUAGUUAAAGGAGCACUAUAGUGCCAGGAAAACAAACUUGUUUUACUGGCACUAUAGGGUCAUUAGGCUGUCAGCCACUUACCUUUCUCCAGCGCCAGGCUCCCUCUGUGCUGGGGAGCACUCCACCCCCUGCCGACGUCAGAUCCGAAUGCGCAUGCCCGCACGCGUUCAAACAGCCCAUAUGAAAGCAUUACUCAAUGAUUUCCUAUGGAUGUCCAGCGUCUUCUCACUGUGAUUUUCACAGUGAGAAUCGUGGAAGCGCCUCUAGCGGCUGUCAGUGAGACAGCUACUAGAGACUGGAUUAACCCUCAGUGAAACAUAGCCAUUUCUCUGAAACGGCUAUGUUUUCAGCUGCAGGGUUAACACUAGAGGGACCUGGCACCCAGACCACUUCAUUGAGCUGAAGUGGUCUGGGUGCCUAUAGCGGUCCUUUAAGACGGUACCAACAUAAUUUAUUCACAUACAUAAACUUCCACUCGUAUUAAAAUCAAACAACAUUAUUUUUGGGAAAUAAUUCAUUGACAUUUUAUUUCAGCAAUCUGCAUUUGACGUCUUUUUAAUUUAAGGUGAGAAAGUUGAACUUGUUCAAUGAAGGAGACCUGACCCAUUACAAUCAAAAGUUGGAAGGUUUCACUGUACACAGGUGCUGGGACGAAUGUCUAAAAAACUCUGACUAUCACAAGAGGAAGCUUUCAAUAGAAGAGUUUAACAGGUGAUAAUCGGACAUUACUUAACACGUUAUCUGUAUAAGACUCCACAGGUAAAGCCGAAUAGAUUUAUACAUUCGGUGUGGGUUAAACGAAAUUGAUUCAGACAAACCACUUCAAACCAAGUUUUGCACAAGUUUAUUGACAACUAAAUGUCUCCAGUUCCUCAACACUAUUUAUAUGUUUUAUUUAGCGUUCUGAAAAUAUUUAUCAAAUUAAUUAAGAAACACUUGCUGGUUUAUUUAUUAAUCGUGGAAUUGUGGAGAAAUGACAACGUAAAUUGCAAAUUUCAGGCCAAAGUAGUCAAGGUGACAAAAAUAGCCAAGAUGUGAAUUUUUCCCAAACGAGGUAUUUUAACCUAAGUGGUGGAAUACCUUGAUGAUUCCUUUGGCAAUUCUGUACAAUUCCCCCAGCUCAGUGUAUAAACUCCCAAAUGUGAGGGGAGCAUCACUUUACAUCGGGGAUCGUAUCUCAACUACGGACGGUCAAUUUUUAAAUUGAUGGCAUAUUUUUCUAAAAAAACAGUAUUUUUUUAAUUAAAGGUUUACUCCAAGCAUCAGGACCCCUUCAGUAGUCAUAGUACUCCUGGCAACAUAUCUACAUACCGGGCUGUAGCAGAUAUGAUUCCUGGAGUAACCCUUUAAGGAGGUAAUCUUAAAUUGGUUCAUUAUUUCUUUAAAUUCGGAACAGUAUCUCUUUGUAAUAGUGGAAAGAAAGAAAUGGAAGAAAUGCCAAGAAUUAUCGAAGUAGCUUUUUUGGUGUCUCUUAUAAAUCAUUAGAGGACAUGUAUAGAAUUCCGUCCGUGUGUCUGUCUGUAUAACGAUUGUUUUGUUGCAGGCAGCACCGCUGGAAGAAGAGAGGUAUUGCCAUUACUCCCACAAUGUUCGGAAUAAGUUUUACUCUUACCUUACUGAACCAGGUUUGCUAACAUUUUCCUUCUUUAUCUACUGAAUGUAUAUUUGUACAUUAUAAAUGUGUCCAGGUAUCCACCCACCACACUUUACUCAUAAAUCAGCUUAAUUAAACAGCACUAUACUUUGUAAUUUUCCUCUACACAGCUUCCCUUAGUUUGAUUAAGCCUAUACGUAUGUUACAGACAGACAGACAGGUAGGUAGGUAGAUGAUAGAUGGUAGGUAGGUAGAUGGUAGGUAGGUAGGUCGGUAGAUGGUAGGUAGGUAGAUGUUAGAUGGUAGGUAGGUAGAUGGUAGGUAGGUAGGUCGGUAGAUGGUAGGUAGGUAGGUAGGUAGAUGGUAGGUAGGUAGAUAGAUGGUAGGUAGGUAGCUAGAUAGAUAGAUAGUUGGUAGAUAGGUAGAUAGAUGGUAGGUAGAUAGAUAGAUAGAUCAAUCUUCUGAAGGGCAGGAAUGAUAAUGAGGCACUAGACUUCACCCUUACAAUUUGACUCUGUCCCCUGACUUUUUGCACUCUAUCUGUAUAUUUAACCUCUGACCUAAUGAGCGGUUGGAACAUUUUCAACUCCUCAAUCUAUAUAUAGGUGUAUUUAGUACAACACUAAGUUUAAAGGGGUCAGACUUCACUCCAUGACUACCCAAUCAUUUUAGAAAACAGGACAGUACAGGCCAAUCUUGGUUGUUUGCUUUUAUAAUAUGCAUUCAGCAAAUAGGUGAUGGUACCCCUUUACUAGUGCAAAUGUCAGGUUAAAGAAAUAAAAUAUAUGGAUAAAAAUAAACGAACACUUAUUUAACGUUUGAAAGUAUUAAAACUUACUGUAGAUAUCUUUUUUGCUAUCAUAAAAUUAAAUAAAUGUAAAAUUUAUUUUUUUCCAUUCUAAGGACAUUUCUGUGUCAGUGGAUUCGUACUGUGCGGCUGUUAACAUGUGUAAUGUUUAUUUAUUCUUGUUACAGGCCGGAGCGUUGGUCCAUGUGUACACGGAUGGGUCCGUUUUGCUUACUCACGGGGGGACUGAAAUGGGUCAGGGACUUCACACCAAGAUGAUCCAGGUGUGUAACAGAGAUACAUUUAAUGCAUGGUGGCCAAGAGCAUGGACUGGUGUUAUGAUCGUUCUGCCAUUGUUACAGCGAUAAAGACUGCAUCCAUCUCUAACCAUGCUGAGAUUAGAUAUGAGUAUAUGUAACUCAGUGUCUGAAUUAUUGAUUGAUUAGUUUAAAGGGACAAUUGUGGGGAUAUUUAUGGGAUAAUAAUAGUAACAGUGAGAAUUGCCCACUAAUUCAAUUCUCAGAUCCCAAAGAACGUUUAUCGUGUUAAGUGAAAAGUAUUUCAUAUAAAUAAUCACAAUGUAUAAAAAUAGAUUUUAUUUAUGAUAAUCAAUAAUUAACAAAUAAUAUUAUGUAACAUGCAUGACAAUAACCAAUGAAUAUCCAGUACAAAAUUAUAUGCAAUACAAAGAAAUGGGUAUUACGUUACAAUGGCUAAAUAGCAUUUCCUGUCAAGACUUUGACGAUUUAUGAGGUAUCCUUACACAGAUUGAAAGUGAAACUUUUCACAGCGAAGAACAGAAUUCCUCAAAGUGCAGCGUGAGGUCGUAAAGUUUAGCCGACAGUUAGAAUAACCCUUUCAAUGCUGGCUAGAUCUCCUAGGUAGUUAAGAUCUAUUCUUAUGUAAUUUUUAAAUAAAAUAACAUUUAAACCAGUUCAUUAGUAAUUUUCUUAAAAUCAUCCAAUAAGAGAAUUUACCAUUAUAUAAGCAGAUUUUUAAUUUGUCUAAAAGAUAUCUAUCUUAAUUUAGAGCAAAUCAAUACACCUGGAUAAAAACAGCGGUAUGCUAACACGUGAUAAUAUCACAUCAAUAUAUAAUUAUUCUUAAUUCCACCUGCAGAAUGGAAUAUUUAUAACUAUAUAUUCUUAGUUAACUAAGAUUUCUUAAUAUGGAAAUCUGACCGUGCUUUAUCCAGUCAUAUAUAAUGCUAUUAAUACAUUUUAAUUAAUUUAAUUUAAUUAAAUGAAACCAGUAUAAUUACCAGUUGAGUAGAUAUUUCAUCCGAUUGGUAGUCUCUCUGCAUGGAGGUGUUGGUUAGAAAGUCAGUAAAUUCUAAGUGUUAGAGUUUUAGGAGUAGAGUGUUAGUCUCAGAUGUUGUCCGAGUUGGAGUCCCCAAACUUCCAAUUCCUCUCUCCUCUCCUUUGCAUAUCUUGCAUCUGCCUCCUCUCUCGUAUAUCUCUAUCUUCCCUUUGUCUUAACUUUUAAAGGGCCAUACUCUCUGUACGUCAUCAGUUGAUAACCCAAUAGAAGCACUAGAGGUGUGGUUAUCUUCCAGAUCGCAAAUUAGUUAUUUGGUCUAUAGAGGGCAGUCUUGUCCCACUAAACAUACCUAUCCAGGAAAGAGUUAACUUUUCCUGGUGGCUAUUUUGACGUCAUUUUGGCCUAUCUAGAUAGUGGCUAUAACUUAAAAUUUCAAAUGGGUUUCUUAAAUUUUGUCCAGACUUAGCGUCUGCAAUUCCUGCCAUAAUUUCUGAUAUGACAGAUCAUGAACUAAGUUUACCCUUUUCCAUACAAUGGUACCUUAUAUAUAUAGACAGUUAAAUAUUAAAUUAUUUAAUCUUCUCUGUCACAAUUGUCUGGGUUUAGAUUUGAUUAUAUUCUUCUUAUCACUUGUUUAUACUAUGCUAUGCAUUCCUUAGCUCUGGCAAAGAGGCCAGUCUUACAGAAAGAAAUACUGUGUCUCUUUGUUAACUUGAAAUAACAAAAUGGAGUCUGGUCUGUUCAGAGUGACUCAGAAUAUACACUUUUAGUUUCUAUCAUAGCACAAGAUGUCUGCCGAUAUAAAUACCCUGACAUAAUAUAGUCAACUACAGUUUAAUGUAGUUGUUCUGGUGAAUAUAAUCAUUCCCUUCAAGCAUUUUCAUGCAAACACUGCCUUUUCAGAGAAACAUUGCCCCCUAGGGACACCUCCUAGUGGCCACUCCUCAGAUGGCCACUGGAAGUGCUUCCUAGGGCAGUGCUGCACAUAGGCAGCACUGCUGUUCAGCUUUGCAUGGAGACGCUUACUGGCCAAAACUAUGUUUGGCCCCACCCCCAUCUCACCUCCUUGUCAAUUUCAGCCAAUGGGAAAGCAUUGGAUUGGCUGAUGUCACCAAGGAGGUGGAUCAGGGGCGGGGUCAGCACCGGUGGACAGGACAGGCUCCUGAAAUAAGGUGAGUUUUAAUCCCUUCCAAGGGAGUUAAGGAGGGACAAGUCACCUAAAUUGUGGUUUUAACACUAUAAAUGUUCACAUUUGGCGCCUUAACAUGUGAGUGUCAACAGUAGCUCUAUCACAGAUCUGAGAUUGAACUGCGCAAGACUUACUCUGGCAUUGGAAACAAUAUAAAUAAAUAAAGUGCUGUUAUAGGUUAUAUCUGCACUUGGCAUUUCCAGUGUUGCAAAUUAUUGUUUUUUUAUUGUAGGUCGCCAGCAAAACUUUGAAAAUACCAACUUCAAAAGUAUUUAUAAGUGAGACGAGCACCAAUACAGUCCCCAAUACAUCUCCUACUGCUGCAUCGGCCAGCUCUGACCUCAACGGGAUGGCGGUUUAUGUGAGGCUCUCUCUAUCUAUCAAUUAAUGAAUGUGACGUGUGUGAUAAAUUAUAUAGAGAUGCUGAAAAUGUGCACUUAUUGUAAAUGGAGGGAUGCAAAAGGGCAAUAUUUAAUAGUAUUGUUUAAUGUAUGUGUGUAUAUAUAUUUAUAGAAUGUUUUCUUUAAUUGUGCAUGUGUAUCAUAAAGAGGAAUACAAAAUGUUUUUUUAAUUUUUAAUUGCAUGUAAAUGUGUGAUCAUGGGAGGGCUGGCCAGAGGGGGAAGGGAGGACCAGGCCGCUAGUAUACAUUAUGAAACCAUAUUCUUUUGUUAUUAAUGUAAUACAUUUAAUGCAGUAUUAGUAUAAAAAACUCAAUAUAAAAUGAAGAAAGGGGGCGGAGUGUGGUGAGACAAUGGUUCGACCUCAAGAUGGCCUUUUUGUUUGUAUUGUCCCUCGCCCCACCACCCAGGCCACAUGUAGCCAGCAGUGUAAUAAGAAAGCACAUGGAAUAUAAUAAGUAAAUGUCAAGGUGUCAACUAUAUCAUCUCAUCCUCAGGGAAGAUAUACAGUGAGGGAAAUUGAUUUUUAACGUUUGUCCACUGACAUAGAAAUGAUCAGUGUAAUAUUUUAAUGGUAGGUGUAUUUUAACAGUAAGAGACAAAUAACCAAAAAAAAUAAAUAAAUCCAGAAAAACGCAUGUCAAAAAAGAUAUACAUUGCUUUGCAUGUCAAUGUGCAUGUCAACUUAGUACUUGGUGGCCAAACCCUUGUUGGCAGUCACAGAGGACAGACAUUUGUUAUAGUUGGCCAUUAGGUUUGCAUACAUCUCAGGGGGGAUUUUGUCCCACUCCUCUUUUCAGAUCCUCUCCAAGUCUCUUAUGGUUUCAAGACAAACGUUUGGCAACUUGAACCUUCAGCUCCCUCCACAGAUUUUCUAUGGGAUUAAGGUCUGGAGCCAUAGGAGUGGCUUCUUCUUUAGCCACUCCUAUGUUGUAAAGGAGUCAUUAUCAGACUGGAGCAAUUUAACUGGGGUCCAAGAGAAAUGGGAUUAUUUAACAGUUGCACUGCUGAAGGCAACAGAAAUUUGCAUUAGACUUGUCAGUAAAAGCAAAAAAUUCAAGAAACCACUGUGGUACUCUGCAGAUGUGGCCAAAAUAGUAAAAACCAAAAAAUUUGUAUUUAGUAAUUAUAAAAAAUCCAGAGUGAGGAAGACAGAAUGAUUUAUAAGAUUAGGCAGAAAGAGGCUAAGCAUGUUAUAAGAGCUUCCAAAUCACACACAGAAGAGAAAAUAGCACAGUCAGUAAAAAAGGGGGACAAAACAUUUUUUAGAUACAUAAAUGAGAAAAGGAAAGUUGUUAGAUUAAAAACAAAAGAAGGAAGGUAUGUAGAAGAGGAUAAAGGUCUAGCUGACUACCUCAAUUAAUAUUUUUGUUCAGUAUUUACAGAUGAAAAUUAAGGAAAAGGACCUCAGUUAGGAAAAAGGACAAAUGAGCCAUUUAUUACACGUGAGUUUACAGAAGAUGAGGUUCUAUUUCAACUGUCAAAAGUAAAGACAAAUAAGUCAAUGGGACCUGAUGGAAUACACCCAAAGUUUUUAAAAGAGCUUAGUGGUGUACUAGAAAAACCAUUAACAGAUUUAUUUAACCAAUCAUUGUUAACAGGAGUAGUCACAGACGAUCUGAAGCUAGCGAAUGUUGUGCCCAUUCACAAGAAAGGUAAUAGGGAGGAGUCGGGCAACUAUAGGCUUCAGUAGUGGGGAAAGUGAUGGAAACCAUGUUAAAGUAUAGGAUUUUUGAACAUCUAAAAACACAUGGAUUUCAAGAUCAGAGACAACAUGGGUUUACUUCAGGGAGAUCAUGCCAAACAAAUCUUAUUGAUUUUUUUGAUUGGGUAACUAAAAUUAUAGAUCAGGGUGAUGCAGUAGACAUUGCUUACCUAGAUUUCAGUAAGGCUUUUGACACUGUUACACAUAGAAGGCUUAUCAAUAAAUUGCAAUCUUUAAGUUUGGAUUCCAAUAUUGUUGAAUGGGUAAGGCAGUGGCUGAGUGACAGGCAACAGAGGGUUGUAGUCAAUGGAGUAUAUUCGAAGCUUGGGCUUAUCACCAGUGGGGUACCUCAGGGAUCUGUACUUGGACCCAUUCUCUUUAAGAUUUUUAUUAGUGAUAUUGCAGAAGGUCUUGAUGGUAAGGUAUGUCUUUUUGCUGAUGAUACUAAGAUAUGUAACAGGGUUGAUGUUCCAGGAGGGAUAAGCCAAAUGGCAAAUAAUUUAGGUAAACUAGAAAAAUGGUCAGAGUUGUGGCAACUGACAUUUAAUGUGAAUAAGUGCAAGAUAAUGCAUCCCAAGGGCAGGGUACAGAAUAUUUAAAAGAGUCAUAACCGAACAUCUGAGGAAAGGGAUUUAGGGUGAUUAUUUCUGAUUACUUAAAGGUAGGCAGACAAUGUAAUAGAGCAGCAGGAAAUGCUAGCAGAAUGCUUGGUUGUAUAGGGAGAGGUAUUAACAGUAGAAAGAGGGAAGUGCUCAUGCCAUUGUACAGAACACUGGUGAGACCUCACUUGGAGUAUUGUACACAGUACUGAAGACCGUAUCUCCAGAAGGAUAUCGAGAGAGAGUUCAGAGAAGGGCUACUAAACUGGUUCAUAGAUUGCAGGAUAAAACUUAGAAGGAAAGGUUAAAGGAACUUAACAUGUAUAGCUUGGAGGAAAGACAAGACAGAGGGGAUAUGAUAGAAACAUUUAAAUACAUAAAGGGAAUCAACACAGUAAAGGAGGAGACUAUAUUUAAAACAAGAAAAACUACCACAACAAGAGGACAUAGUCUUAAAUUAGAGGGGCAAAGGUUUAAAAAUAAUAUCAGGAAGUAUUACUUUACUGAGAGGGUAGUGGAUGCAUGGAAUAGCCUUCCAGCUGAAAUGGUAGAGGUUAACACAGUGAAGGAGUUUAAGCAUGCGUGGGAUAGGCAUAAGGUUAUCCUAACUAUAAGAUAAGGCUAGGGACUAAUGAAAGUAUUUAGAAAAUUGGGCAGACUAGAUGGGCCGAAUGGUUCUUAUCUGCCAUCACAUUCUAUGUUUCUAUGUUGCCUUGGCUAUGUGUUUUGGGUCAUUGUCAUGCUGGAAUACCCAUCCAUGACCCAUUUUCAAUGCCCUGGCUGAGGGAAGGAGGUUCUCACCCAAACACGGCGAGUUGAGUUGAUGUCAAAGAGCUUGAUUUUGGUCUCAUCUCACAACAACACUUUCACCCAGUUCUCUGAGUCAUUCAGAUGUUCAUUGGCAAACUUCAGAUGGGCCAGUACAUGUGCUUUCUUGAGCAGGGGGACCUUGCAGGCUCUGCAGGAUUUCAAUCCUUCACGGCAUAGUGUGUUACCAAUUGUUUUCUUGAUGCCUAUGGUCCCAGCUGCCUUGAGAUCAUUAAGAAGAUCCGCCCGUGUAGUUCUGGGCUUAUUCCUUACCGUUCUAGUGAUCGUUGAAACUCCACGAGGUGAGAUCUUGCAUGGAGCACCAGACCGAGGGAGACUGACAGUUAUUUUGUGUUUCUUCCAUUUGCAAAUAAUCGCACCAACUGUUGUCACCUUCUCACCAAGCUGCUUGGCGAUGGUCUUGUAGCCCAUUCCAGCCUUGUGUAUGUCUACAAUCUUGUCCCUGACAUCCUUGGACAGCUCUUUGGUGUUGGCCAUGGUAGAGAGUUUGGAAUCUGAUUAAUUGAUUGCUUCUAUGGACAGGUGUCUUUUAUACAGGUAACAAGGUGAGAUUAGGAGCACUCCCUUUCAGAGAGUGCUCCUAAUCUCAGCUCAUUACCUGUAUAAAAGACACCUGGAAGCCAGAAAUGUUUUUGACAUGUGUUUUUCUGGAUUUUUAUUUUUGUGGUUAUUCUGUCUCUUACUGUUAAAUUACACCUACCAUUAAAAUUAUAGACUGAUCAUUUCUUCGUUCAAAAUAUAUAUACUUUAAUAUCAAAAACUUUUUUCCCUCACUGUAAACUCCAAUAUUCUGUAUUAGAGCUAACCCCAAAUUUGUUUUAGACCAACCUGACACCUACCCAUUUAUUGAUUAGGUUAUUGCCCUACAAAGUCAGCUGUAUUAAUAAUUUUUUCUCCACUUAGAAUGCUUGUCAGAAACUCCUGAAACGGUUGGAACCUUAUAAACAGUCAAAACCUUCUGGGACAUGGGAGGAUUGGGUAUGUACUUACAUAUACCUUCACUUGGUCUUGUAUAGAUGGACGAUGCUCUGAAAAAACAGAACCGUCACUUACAUCCCUAGAUACCUCUCUUAAAUGAUUUUUGCCGUUAUCUGAAGUUCAUGCUAAAUCCAGACAUCACUUACCCCAGAGUGUGCAAGGAUAUCAGCCUGUCCAAAGGCCAGUAAAAUAAAUUAUUAUCGGAACACCCUUGGCUAUCCCAUAUUUGUCAUUCAUCAUUAAGAUAUAUAUGAUAUUCCAAAAUAUUAACAAACAAGUUACAAUAUAAGCAUGGUUAUUUCACUAUAUCCAACCUUUUAAAAAACUUUUUAUUAUUGAAAUAAAAUCUGGCGGAAUAAUGACCCUUAUAGACUUAGCUAUACGGUCCUUGGUAUUUUUAUAUGGUAACAUUUUCUCGUGUGGGUUUUUGGCUUACUUCUAGGUAAUGGCUGCUUACGUGGACAGAGUGAGUCUCUCAGCCUCAGGAUUUUUUAAGUAUGUGACUAAGUUUGGGUGAUUUUAACUAUAUUGAUGAAAAUGUUAUGUGAAUGAUAUUUAGGAUUAUUGCUUUUUACUGUUGGAUACGAAAGAAUUCAGUCUGUCAUUACUCAAAGUAGUACAAUAAUAUUAAGCCUUAGAAAGGUUAAUUUAACAUUGUACAUCUAUAUCUGCUAUUUGUUUGGUAAAACCAACAAAGUAUGUCAUGUGUCCCAAUAACCAUGCUCUCUUAAUUAUUUAUUAAUUAUGACCUAGAUAUGAUGAUGUCAUAUCUAGGUGAUGUCUUGUCAGCCAUAGUUAAUGUGGUGUUUGGAGCAAAUAUAUUACAAUUAUAGACUAGUUUUACAGCAAGCGGCAAAGUAUCUUUCUAAAUAUAGUUCCACAGUAGCCAGAGUGCUACACGUUCAGUAAGAUGCUAGCUGGGGCUGCAUGGGACAUGCCCAAGUGGCCUCAAAAUUAGGAAAAAUAUCUGUCUGGUGUUUGUAUAUCAUAGAGCUGAGGAGAUUCCAAUCUGAAUCUCGAUACAAUAUGGCACAUUGUAUGAUUUCAUCCCAUGAAAACAAGUUCAGAAUAUUAUUGUGUGAAGUUCCAUUAAAUUUAUAUUUAAGGAUAUUUUAAAGUUAAAAAAAAUGUAAUACUUAUUUACUAUGUUAGAAAGAAGGUUGAAAAGCAAUACCCAGGUAGACGGGUGGACAUUUUGUACCUCUAAGUAAAGAAAAUAGAAAACAAAAAACUAGAAUUAAUGUUUCUAAUGAUAUGUGAACCUCCAGACAGAAUUCAUGGUUACACAAGGAUAGUUAAGUGCAUUGAAUAAACUCCGAUAUUUCAGUAUACACGCAUUUCGUUAGCAGUAUUUAAGUCUCUGCCUCUCAUACCUCUAUAAUAAAGUAAAUUUAGCCAUGAAACAAUAGUUUGAUAGUCUCACUGUAUUCAAUAUAUUCUGCUCUGUUUGCCAAUGACAUAGUGACUCAACAGCCAUUAGGAUUAGAUAAGGUUUAGAUAUGAUAAAAUAGUUUUAGUGCUUGGCACGCUACCAGAUAUGUUUAGGUGUUUUCUUUUUUACUAUCCUGCCUUGAAGUAAUUAAUUAAAUUUUCGUGGCUUCUUAUAGAACCCCUGGAAUUGGAUAUGACCCUGUUAAAAAUGAGGGUAACCCCAGUAAUUAUUUUAGCUAUGGUGUGGCCUGCUCUGAAGUGGAGAUUGACUGUUUAACUGGAGAUCAUAAGGUAAAAAUUCUGCAUCAUAAGGUAAUAUUUUGUUUUCCAUAAUUUUGGGAUGCUGUGGAUAGCUGAUACGUUAACCUCUAGGUGUUGUAGAGCUAUAGUUCCAAGAAUGCUUAUACAACAUCAAUUAUAGAAAUGUAAUCUUAAAAUGGUUUGAGUUUGGACACCAAUGGUCUAGAGAAGGUUUUUCCCACUCAGUCCUCAAGACACAUCACUGGUCUGCCUUACACACUGGAUUGAGCACCACUGGUCUCAGUUCGUGGGGGUGGUAGAUCCAUAAUGUGACCUCAAUAAUGCAUUGCAGUCCAGAGGUUGAAAAUAGAUCAUGUCAUCUGUACAACUUCAACAACUGGGGAUCUUCUGUUUCACCAUGCUUGGUUUUGAGUUAGUUUCUACAUGUUUUUUUUUUAUCUUUCUCCUCUUUAAUUUUGAUUUCCUCUGGCCAUAAUUAAGAAACUACAUGCUAAUAUAAAUCACAAUUGAUUAGAUGUUUUGUAAGGAAUAUUUAGGAAUCGUUUAAUUGAUAAUAUAUAUCUCUUGUUUAAGUUUGUUAUCUUGUGGAAAAUAAUUACUAGACAAUAAAAUACAUCAAAUAAUCCUCAUGUUUUUCAGAACCUGCGUACACACAUAGUUAUGGACGUAGGCACCAGCCUUAACCCUGCUAUAGAUAUAGGACAGGUGAGUCAGCUUGUUAUGGAUAGAGCAGUAAAAACCAAACUGAGAUUUUAAUAGUUCAUACAAAAUGGAUUUAUUUUAUAGAGUGCACUCAAUUGACUACUCUAGAUGGAGGAGAGAAUGUAUCAGUUCAAAGGGAAAAUUGUGACAUUUUGAGAGAGAUUUAUAAAUGUGAGAUAAGUAAAUAAAUAAAAGUGAAGCAAUGUUCUGAUAUUGGAGUGUUCGUGCUCAUUCUUUUGGUUUCCACGGUAAUUGCACAAUUGCUAGAUUCUUGCACCACUUUUCUAUUAAUGAUCCUUCUAUAAAUCUUCCUCACUGUAUUGAAGAGUUUAAAGUAGAUUGUCUACCAUAUGAGAUUGGUCAAUAUUUCUCAAAAAUGUUUUUAAAAUAUAUAAAACCCUUGCUAGUCCAUUUUUCGAGCCAGCAAACUGCUCUUUCAAAAAGAAAACAGGGUGAUUAUAAGGUUAUAUAUAGGUGAUAAAAUGAGUCAGGAAGAAAGCUCAUUUGAACAGCAAUUUUUUUCUGGGCUUUAUAAAAAAAAAAAUCAAACUUAGACCUUGAUGAGUUCACUUUAAAACAAUAUUAGGGGUGAAAGAGGUUGCAAUAUAAGUAAAGGGGUAGAAAAAUCUAAAGUUUGGAGGAACCCAUGUUUUCUUUAGUGUAUCACGAAGAUAAUGCAUGAAAAAUAUUCAAAAAGGAAAUUUAUAUUUCAAGUUCCUGCAUUGGUUCCUCUGCAGUUUGGGAGUAAGCUCUGCUAAGACCAGGAAAUAAAUCGACAAAUCAGGAUGCUCUUAUUUCAGUGCAAGGUGAACAAAUCCCUUUUGUGAGGCACGUAGCUCAGUACUCGGUAGAAAUCCCAUUCUUGAGAAAAGACUAUCGAAUCGCUGCCUAGGCUGAUAUCAGUAGAACUGUAUUUGCUAACAGUGUAAUGACAGCUCCACAUACAGUUUUAUUAAAGGAACUAACAGAUACAAUUCAAUUAACAUAAUUAUUACCCCACUUGUGCUACUGUGGAUGCAUGUUGUUCUUAUUCUGAAUGAUCUUCUUCCGUAGAUCGAAGGUGCCUUUGUCCAGGGUCUGGGCCUUUUCACUUUAGAAGAAAUGAAGUACUCCUCGGAUGGGUUUCUGUACACGCGAGGCCCUGGCAUGUAUAAAAUUCCAUCCUUCGGUGACAUUCCCACUGAAUUCAAUGUAUCUCUGUUACGCGACUGCCCAAACAGCAAAGCAAUUUAUUCCUCCAAGGUAGGACGACCACAUGGAUUAAAUGAAUUGUAUAACAUUACUUUUUACAAAACUGGCGAAACUAAUAAACAGGAGAUGUGUUUUACCAGAGAUUUGUACAUUGGUUUGAUAUUAUCAGUGUCUAAGAAGUUAGGUUAAAGUAAAAUAGAUUGAGGAUGUUCAAGACUGGGUGAUUUUAAUAAUUUUAUAUCUCAAUGUAAAAUCUCGUUACUGGGAGUAUUAUUGCUGUGGAGCUCUGUUAUACACAGACAGUUUACUGGGAGUAUUAUUGCUCUGGAGCUCUGUUAUACACAGACACAUUACUGGGAGUAUUAUUGCUCUGGAGCUCUGUUAUACACAGACACAUUACUGGGAGUAUUAUUGCUGUGGAGCUCUGUUAUACACUCAGACACAUUACUGGGAGUAUUAUUGCUGUGGAGCUCUGUUAUACACUCAGACACACCAACAAUAUGGAGCUCAUAUAAAAAAGAGAAAUUGGGAUAAAAAAGAGAGACAGACGGAUUUGGAACACUCGGUAGGUACUGUAUAGAAUGUUACAUUUUGUUACUGAAAGGAUUUUAAUACUUAAAAUGAAGUGGUCUGGGUGCCAGGUCCAUCUAGGGUUAACCCUGCCUGCUGUAAACAUAGCAGUUUCAAAGAAACUGCUAUGUUUACAUAUGAGUUAAUCCAGUCUCUAGUGGCUGUCUCAUUGAGAAUGCUUUCCUAUGGACUGACUGAAUGUGCGCGCGGAUUGAUUGAAUAACUGAAUGACGACAUCCGAAGGAGGAGGAGAGUCCCCAGUGCCGAAGGAGCCCGGCGCUGGAGAAAGGUAAGUGAUUUAACCCCUUCCUCCAACUUCAGCCUGGCGCGAGGGGGGCCAUGAGGGUGGGGUGCCAGGAAAACGAGUUUGUUUUCCUGGUACUAUAGUGGUCCUUUAACAGCUGGGUGGAUAUUUUAUUAUAUUUAUUAAACAGCUAUUGAAAAAGAAAAAAGCUUGGUACAGUAUUAAUAAUUACCUUCAUUUUGUUAAGGCUGUUGGAGAACCUCCACUUUUCUUGUCGGCCUCAGUAUUUUUCGCGAUAAAGGACGCCAUUACAUCAGCAAGGCUGGAGGCAGGUAUUACUGGGCCGUUUCGACUGGACAGCCCGGCCACGCCGGAGAGAAUCCGCAAUGCCUGUAUCGAUAACUUCACUAAGCUGGUAAAAGCCUCUGUAUUAUUGCUUUAUGUUCCAUGACAAUGAGAAACACGUUGUUUUGAGAUGGGCCAUUCGUUGCUUUAGCACUCCUACUGUUAAAAGUUGCUUGAAAUGUACUAUCCUUUCUAUUUCACGUGACUAAGUUACACAUUGCAGGCCAUAAUUGUGCUGCCUCAGACAGACAUUCUGAAGGGCUGGACACUGGGUAAUGAUUAGGUCACAAGUAGCUGACAGUAUUGCUGUUUUAAAUUGAAUUUGUCAGAAAUCCAUUUUGUACAUAUUGUUAUAGAGCAGUGCAACAUGUCCACGAUUUAUUUCCUUUAAAGGAAUACCAUAGCGUUAGGAAUACAAAUUUGUAUUCCUAACGCUAUAGAGCCCAAGUUACCUAAACUGCUCACCUUAAUCAAGCGCCGGGCUCCCUCGGCGCUGGUGACCACUCCUCCCCCAUUGACGUCCGCUCCCGAGUGGAGCUAAAUGCGCGGCCAGAGGUGCAUGCGCAUUCAAACUCGCCCAUAGGAAAGCAUUACUCAAUGCUUUUCUAUGGGGAUCUUUUUUGACGCUGGAGGUCUGUGAGGAAGUCCAGCUUCAAAUAUGUGCGAUUAACUUAGUUCUCUGAAACUGCUAUGUUUUUAGCUGCAGGGUUAAAACUAGGGAGACCUGGCACCCAGACCACUUCAUUGAGCUAAAGUGGUCUGGGUGCCUAUAGUGGUCCUUUAAGAGACUUCAUGUAGGUGAAUUAUGGAAAUGUGUGACCCAUCUUAUAGUCAUAUUUCUGCUGCUCUGUCACAAGUGCCAAUGAGCUCCUGCUCGGAGCUACCAUAAACCUUUGCAGUUACUCACAAGUUGUGAUGUGGUUUGUUAUUAUAAAAUAAUGUAUUUUCGAAUGUCCUCAGACAGUGACAGUGUCGCUUUAAAAGCACAUUACUGGGAGUAUUAUUGCUGUGGAGCUCUGUUACACUCAGACACACCAACAAUACAGAGCUCCUAGAAAAGAGGGACAUUAGGUUAGAAAAGGGGACAGGGGGAUUUGGGACUUUCCCUUCUAAACAGAAACACCAGAGGAGAUAUGAAGUAAUUCAAAUGAUUAUGGGAAGUAUCUGGUACAGAAUUUGGGUAGAUCACUGUUCUGCAAAUGUGUGUUCAGGAUCCACUCACCACUCUACCAAAGAACAAGGAACCCUAUAUAAAUGGCAAUGUCUGACUAGCCUGUGUUCUUUCCACGAUAUUCCUGUGUUCUGCCCUCAUUACUGACCAGUAUCCGGAACAGGUAUUAAUAUAAUCCCAGCAACACUCUAUAAAAGUAAAUCUUUAUUCAAUUUCAUAAUAGAACAAAGUCGUCACUAAUUAUAGUGACAUCAGUAAAGAAAAAUGUGUAAUUAUUAAUAAUUCAUAGAAUAGAUAUAAACAUCAUAUUCUUAAAGGAGCUGGUCAUAGAACGAUAUUGUCUGAGCUAUGUAAACGGACGUCAGGAAAUCCCAACGUUUCAGAGUAGAAGCCUUUAAAAAAGGAUUAACAUGUUCAUAGCAAUAAAUAUAGUAUAUGGAGGAGGAACAGACGUACUUUAUCUAUGUUAUUCGUGUUACCCAUGGGUAUUAUUCAUUUAAAGGUCCUCUGUUCUGUUCUCUUGCAGUGUCCAGUUCUGGAACCAGGAUCAUUUAAGCCAUGGGCUGUUCAAGUGUGACAGAGAAAUGUAACAUACGCCAUCCUUCCAAGCCAAGGCCUUUUAAUGACUACCAAUAUAUAUUCCUAUUGUUGUGGUCACCUAUAAUUUAGAACUCCAGAAAUCCUGGUUUUCAUGUUAGAUGGAGUACAGAGGAAAAUCUACAUUUUACAACAAACACAUUUUCAUUGAAGAACUGCUAAGGCUACUUUGAAUAUUGUACAAUCUAUAAAGGCCUUCAAACUGGCAACACAUGGGCCAGAUAGUGCACAAAAUAUGUUUUUUUAAACUCUUUCUGCUUACAAAAUUAAUGUUCUGUCCUAGCGUUCACUAGGGUUUUAACCACAUGGAUUUUGAAUGGUGUACAGCUCAUCCAAUUAAACCGUGAACAGCACUUAAUACUUCCUUUCACUUCUAACCUAGAUGAUCGUAUACUCACUUUGUUUUUUUGUUUUUUUAAUAACCUGUAAAUGCGGAACAAGAGCUCAUUCCUUGCACCAUAAUCACUACAGUGCAAUGUAGCAUUCACAAUGUUUGGAAUGUUCUUUAAAAGACAAGCAUAGAAACCAGCCAUGUAUCUAUAGGGGUUUAUUGCCUGACAUCUCCCAUCCAGGGAGUGUUUAUUCUGACUGCCAACAUUAAAAAGGAAAAUACAGGAAAAUAUACUAUACCAAGAGUUAGGAUGUGUCCUUACAUGGGCACUGCCCUGCAAAUAGUUGUAAAAUGAUUGGUAUUUGAUAAACACACUUUGACAUCUGGUAAUUGGAAGAAUCUGUUUAAUGUGAUUUUUAAUAUAGUUGAAUGUUUACAUGUGAUGCUCAUUCCUAAUGUAUUAAAAUGUCUACUGAAACCAGACAUCCAAAAAUAAAAUACAUUUAUUUCUGAACUGCAA